Podarcis lilfordi (Lilford's wall lizard) is the source of this 52501-nucleotide messenger RNA. The record is from the annotation of a GenBank genome assembly. Lineage: Eukaryota; Metazoa; Chordata; Lepidosauria; Squamata; Lacertidae.
GGGGAGGAGCCUCUGGGCGGCUGGAGGAGGAGGCGGCGGCGCCCUCGAGGCCCCACAAUGCCCCGUCCCUCGGGGGUCCCAGGAGGAGGCUCGUUUUGACGGCCCCGGAAUAGCCCGCUGACCUGAGAUCGGAAGGGGCCCCCAGAGGUCACCCAGCCCCCUGCAAUGCACGAUUCGUCGCAUCCAUGACAGGCGGCCGUCCAGCCUCUGCUUGGGAAGCUCCAAGGAAGGAGAGCCCACCACCUCCUGAGGGAGAGCCUUCCACUGACAAGUAGCUCUUGCUGUCAGAAGCGCCUGUCUGCCAAAAACAGGGUCCGCUGAAGGAAAACCUUUUACUUUAUAUUGGUUCACAAAUGUGUGAGGAAAGUCCAAGUGGGUGUCCUGCUGCUGGCCGCCCAACCUCUGCUAAGAAACCUCUGUUCCCCUAUCAAACAGCUCUAGCUGUCAGAAAGUUCUUCCUGAUGUUUAUUCGGAAUCUCCUUUCUUGUCACUUGAAGCUCCUGGUUCGAGUCCUACCCUCCAGAGCGGGAGACAGCAGGCUUUCUCCAUCUUCCAUGCGGCAGCCCUUGAGAUAUUUGAAGAUGGGCAUCAUAUCUCCUCUCAGUCUCCUCCAGGCUAAGCGUAUCCAAUCCCCUCAAGCGUUCUGCGUAAGGCUUGGUUUCCAGACCCUUUAUCAUAUUCCUCUGCACACCUUCCAGCUUGAACAGGGAGAUGUUAGAAGAGUUGGCUUCACUCUUUCUGGAAACACACUGAGAAAUGGGUAACAGCAGAAGAAAGAACUGGCACACUGUUGGCUAGCACAAAUAUGCUGCAUAAAGUACACAGAAGAGGAAGCAAACACUGUCGUUGGUUGUGAGGAAGCUUAUACUUCUGAAAAUUUUGCAGAUGGAGAUAAAACAGAAGAGUCACUAGUGACAGAAGAGCUGGUUGUAGUAAGUUCAUACACACUGGGCCAUUGUAGGUGAUCAGAAAAAGAUAAAAUUGUUGACAAACCAUUUCCAAGCGUUAUGCAUUUGAAGAUCCAUUGCUGCAAGAAAUACCUCCGCUUCCUUGGAUGACACAUAAUAUCCUUUUUUUCCAAGCUAAAAAGUCCCCAAUGCUGCCGCCUUUCCUCAUGGGGGAGCUGCUUCAUCCCCCCCCCCCGAUAAUUUCUUUUGCCCCCUUUUACAGACCUUUUCCAGCUCUACAAUAUCCAGGGCAGAUGUGGCCACCUCUCUGCUCGCCAAGCAGAGGCCCUGUUCUGGAUCCUUGGAGAACCCCACUUUCUACAUCCCAUCCUCUUUUUCCGACACUCUGCUUGCGACUAACUUAACCAGUCCUUGACCCGCUGAUUCCAGGACUCCUAAGCUUACUGGGUGUGUGGGUGUUUUUGGUCAGAUACUUUGUUGAAAGCUGCACCCCCCCUCCAGUCCUCAGUCUCAACAUGCCUUCUGCUCCUUAGCUUGCAUCCUCCUUGGAGAUGCCAGACGGAGGCAGGGGACUCGGGUGCUUGGUCCCUAAGGGCCAUCCCUGUGCAGGGAGAGGCAAUGCUCAUCUCACAGCAGGCAAAGGGCGGGGUGUUGUGGAGGGAAGUGGGUAGUUGGGCACUGGCUCAGUCCAGGGGCACCUGCUUCUCUUACUUCAUUGGAAUCCAUGUGGGGGGCAGCUUGUGGGCCUUAUCACCACUGGAACACUCAGAUCCCGGAGGCAAGCCAAGGGGAGGAUGAAGAGAAGCUUUUGAGGGGGACCAGGGACGCGGAUGGCGCUGUGGUCUAAACCACUGAACCUCUUGGUCUUGCCGAUCAGAAGGUCAGCGGUUCAAAUCCCCAUGAUGGGGUGAGCUCCCGUUGCUCGGUCCCUGCUCCUGUCAACCUAGCAGUUCGAAAGCACGCCCAAAAGUGCAAGCAGAUAAAUAGGUACUGCUCCAGCGGGAAGGUAAAUGGCGUUUCCAUGUGCUGCUCUGGUUUCGCCAGAAGUGGCUUAGUCAUGCUGGCCACAUGACCCGGAAAAACUGUGGCCAGCCUGGCUCCCUCAGCCUGUAAAGCAAGAUGAGCGCCGCAACCUCGAGUCACCUUUGACUGGACUUAACUGUCAGGGGUCCUUUACCUUUAAGAUUUGAACUGGAAAAAGAUGGGAUCGCCUGCCCUGCCCUUCCAGACUGUUCUGCACCCAAUUCUAAGGGCUGCAGGCCUUAGGUUCCGGACCUUUAAAGUCCAAACUUCCCCUUGCGGCCAGGACACAGGCUGAGGGCUGCCCUCUGCCAAGGUUGGCUGCCCUGUAAUUCCUGGGCUUGAGUCAAGAUGCCCCCAGUGGUGUUUAAAGCUCCAAAGGACCCGGCCUCUGAGAGACCACCCCUUCCCCCAGACCUGCCUGGGCAUUAAAAUGAGGAGGGCUCUCAACAGUUGUUCUGGUAUGUGUGGGGUGAGUAGGUGGCUCGUGGGAGAGCCUUCUCCACAGUGACCCCUUAGCUGUGGGCUCCCACCCCCCCGUGCUCCUGGCAUCUUCGUGGGUCAGCUUUUGAUGCAUGCACCUGCCCUUGCUCUGUGACAGUGACUUGUUCUAAACUCUUUUAAAUCUGCCAUGGCUCCCUCCCCUCGGAGGGAAUAUGAAGGGCAGAGAGGCCCACUUUGGCUUUCUCUGGCUUUUCAGACUCAAUGCCUUUCUGUGAGGUGUAUAGUUGCAGAUCUUCAGCUGUGGGAAUUUUGGUGCUGCUGUGCGUUUUUGUAACAUACUUUUAAUUAUCUGCUGCCUCCCCUAAUCAGCCCCCCCCCCCGGUGGUAUGGGAAACAUCUCCCAACCGGAUGAGGCUGACAGGAGCAGCCCUCCAAAACAACAUCCUGGGGGGCACCUGGGGGGGGGGAAGGCUGUUAUAUGCCUUCCUUAGGGGUUAUGGUUUUAAUGUUUGGUUUAUGGCUUUGGUUUUGAUGUGUGCAAUUGCAAGGCAUCCAGAGAAUGUUUGCUACCAGUAACAGUUGAAAGAAGGAAGGGGCAUGGAAAGGGUGUCGGGGGCCUUGACAGCUGACCUGCAACUGUGGGCAUGGGGCGGCCCUCCUUUCCAGAGGCUGGUGGGGCUGGCAGUGAGGGCACCCCCUGGGCUGGGGGUCUGGGACUCUGGCCUGUGCUGAAGCCUCAGAGCAGCUUCUCAAGAUCCUGGCCAUCUUGUUGAGCUUGGCUUCUUCUUCACCCACAUUCCCACCUAUCUCUUUUAAGGAUCUAAAUAUAUCCUGCGCAUUCAGAGAACCGAUCCUCUGGCCCUUUGGCACCUGGAGGCUGAGGCUGCUGCCCUUUUCUCCUUGGGCCUGGCAAGCCCUGCACAGGUUGCAAGUUGCACCUUUUGGGGUGACCUGCUUGUCAGCCCCACACUCUGUAGGUAGCUGAAGCUCCCCUGAGCACACACAGAAAUGGACUGUCAGCUUCUAGGACCUGGCUGGGUUUUUCUCGCCACUGGAGGGCAGCACCACAUUGCCAGGCGAGGCCCUUAUACAACUCCCCAUCCUCUGCUCCCCACCCCCAUAUGGAGAUUCCAUCCCCGCUCUCCAAAUGGAGGCUCAGCUGCAGAAGGAAGGGAAGAAGGAAGGGAGGAGAGGAGGCCCCUCUUCCUCCUCCUUCCAGGGCCCACUGGUCUCCUUCCACCUGAGCCCUCCUGGACCACAGAGCCUGCCAGGAGGCUGCUGAGGGCUCCCCAGGGUGGGGUUGUUGCAGCAGCACCCCUGCCUCUGCCAGGGACCUCCUGUAGUUUCCCACCCCACCCCGCUAUAGACCAUCUGGUGGUUGUGGGGAAAGGGGGCUGAAGAGGCUGUCCCAGCCCCCAGGCCAGUUGGCAUCCAGCUUCCAGGGGUGACAAGUGCCCCUCUGGUAGCAAAAGGAGGAGUCUCCAGCCAAGUUCAAGAAGCAAAACAGCGGCCAGCAGACCUGAUCUUUAUUUGUUGCAACAAGGCGCAAACACACAAAGAUCAGGAACCCCGAGCCUGGGGCUGCGUGGACUUUUAAGACCUCUCCCCAUUUCCCAUAAUACAUUUUUUCAACAGCAUCAUCAAUACAUCAGAAAUGUCACAAAGUUAGGAGUGUUUGGCGUGUAGAAACAUGAGCCCAUCACCCAACCCUCUGUUCACCAUCCUUGUUCCAGUCACCUUUUAAGUACCUGGACUUAAGUUCCCAAGAACAAUAAAAGUAUUUACACAUCCCCCUAGCUGCAAGGCUUUCCUGUGCUGCUCCUUUGAAAGUAUCAGAAUUCAAUCCACCAUCCCUGGAUUUCUGCCUGUGGUAUGUGCUGUCCUUGAUCGCUUCCUGCCUCCUAUUCACACCUUAUGGAGGGGCAAGGAGUGUGACCUUUAUGUUUAAGGGAUUAUGGAGGCAGGGUGGGUCCUGAUUCCCCUCUUCCAGAGGAGAUAUUAACCACUGGAACCAAGGAAAUCGGUCAAACCAUUGAAUUUUGGUGAUAGUUUCUACAGUUUUCUAUAUUGGAUAGUCAGAGGAAACAGUAAGAUACAUGGUAUCUGCUUAUUGCUACAAUCUUAUAGCCUCUGCAUGUGUGGUGCUUGUGUAAACGGUGAAGAGAAACGGUCAGGUUCAUUCUCCUGGCCUUAGUUUGAGGCGGGGGGGGGGGACUUGGGAUAUUUGGGGAGUCAUCUAACUGCCCUGCCCCAUCCCUGGUUUUAACACCUUGCACAGACCACUUGCUCUGCUACAGGAAGAGCCUUGGCUCAUUUGGGGGGGGGGGGAGGUGAGGACACCUUAUUUGCAUACAAAAGGUCCCAGGGAGGGAGAGAGUCCUUUCAAGGGUUAGGUUUAAAAAGUCACCCUCCUGUUAUUUGACGGCACACACUGUUGUGAAAAUGGGGCUUCCCUGACCACAGCUGUGUUGUUGGCAUCACCUGGUGGGCCCAGGUGAGCCCCCCCCAUCCCUGCUUGAGACCCUGGAGAGCCACCUGCCAGCCAGGCAGACCAGUGUGGCCUGAGGUGGUCCAAGGCAGCAGCUGCUCCUCUUGCAGGCCCUUGAUGGCUCCUAGCCAGGACUGCCAUGCUUCUGAAUGCUAGUUGCUGGAAACUGCCCUUGUGCUUGGUUCCUGCUUGCAUGUUUCCACAAUGGGCACCUGCUUGGCUACUGUGAGGACCGGAUCCUGGGCUAGGUGGGCCCCUUUGGGUCUGAUCCUGCAGGCUUUCCCUCUCUUCUUACGUUCUUACGCUUCCUCUGUCCCUUUGCUUGCUGUUUGGCCCUUAGGGUGGCAGCAAUGGCGGCUGUUCUCUUGGGGGGGGUGUUGGGGUAAGGGGGGCUCGCCUUGGAUUUGGGGGGCCCCAAUGGCUGCCUGAUCCUAACCUGUGAACUGGGCCACAGCAUGUAUGUGUGUGUGCACGCGCGCAUGGUGCCGAUUGGGUAUUUGCCAGAGGAGGGAGAGGGGCUGGCCAGAGGUGGGGGUGGGAGGGAAGGGGGUGCCCGGGGGCCUUUGCUUAAUGCUUCCCUUUCCACUUUGCGCAGAUGUGCGAGGAGCCCCUAUGCACCGCGCCCAGUACAUGCACUCCCCUUACGACCGGCCUUGGAACCCACGAUUCUGCAUCAUCUCCGGAAACCAGCUGCUGAUGCUGGAUGAGGAAGAGGUGAGAGGCCGGCAGGUCGUGGGAGAGGGGGGAACGGGGAGGGUGGGGUGGGCAUUUUGCUCCCGGGGGGCACCGGGGGGAGCCCAUUGGAGGCCUUUAAGGCAGCGCAUCACCACCAUUGCCCAGCCACCCUGAGACAUACAGCUCCUACAACUCUGUAUGCAAUUAAAUAGAACUUCCCAAAGACCAAAUAUAAAAAUAAGACUUAUAUUCCACCAAGUGUCCGUUUCUUUAAAUAUAGCUUUUACAUAAUGUAUGCAGUACCAAAAUCAUAUUCAGGUGCAAUACAGGAAGUCUCAAAGCCAAAGCUCCAUCCAAAUAUUCCUUCAUUCAGUAAAGAGAAAAUAAUCACUACAAGUGUAAUAAGAAGAAGUUGGUGGAGGAUAACCCACACACCAGAAAAAGCUGUCCACAUCCCCGAGAGUGUUGUAGCUUUCCUCUCAGUCACUCAAACUGCAGUCCCCCAGCUGUGUGAAAUCCUGAGAUCACUGGAUGCCAAUCUCUGUGUCCAAUGUCUUCCUCUGGUCGGCCCGCAAUGGAACGAUAAGACGGCAAAGCACAUACUCAAAUAGAAAAGUCAGUUCCUUAAAACGGAGAAGGCACUCUGCUCAUUGUGUAAGGGUUGUCGCUGCUAUAUGUAAAGAAACAGACACUUGGUGGAAUAUAAAGGUCUUAUUUUUAUAUUUGGUCUUUGGGAAGUUCUACAGAACUUGCAUACAGAAUUGUGUGACUGUUUCUUUAUUUCUCUGCAUUCCUUAGCAUUUUAUUUUGCUUGCCCUGAGAUGUAUGGCAAAUUCGUGGAGGAAAGGGCUACUGAGGGCUACCAGCUGCCACGGCUGGAGGCAGCAGGAAAGGAGAGUUGCUCUUGGGUUCAUAGAGUCAUAGAAUCACAAUACUGCAGAGAUGGAAGGAACCCCGAGGGUCAUAUGGCUGUCCGACCUUUGCUUAAAAACCUUCUGGCGGUUCCCUCCCUGCGAGAAGUGAGGUUACAGGGAGAGGGCCUUCUUGGUGGUGGCACCUGCCCCGUCAAACAUCCUCCCAUCAGAUUCAAGGAAAUAACUGAUUUUUAGAAGACAUCCGAAGGCAGCCCUGCUCAGGGAAGUUUUGAAUGCUUGGUGGAAGGCAUAUAAAUAAUAAGUUAUUGUUAUUAUUAUUACCAAGGGAGAGUCCACCACCUUCUGAGGGAGACCAUUCUGCUGUCAAGCUCCUCUUAUCCUCAGAAAGUAAUCUACCACCAGGUGUUGGGGAGAGGAGAUAGAGUCAAAAGAAGCAGGCAAUGGGGCAGAAAAGGCUCCUCUUCCCUGGGGUGUGUGUAUGUGUGUGUGCGCGCUCCUUCUGAGCAGCCAGAGGACGUGUCAGCAGCAGACAUUCAAAGCACACAGCUUCCCUUAAAGAACUGUAGUUCACCUUGCACAGAGCUGCAAUUUCCAGCAAACUACAGUUCCCAGGAUUCUUCAGGGGGAGCUGUGUGCUUUGAAUGCCUGGUGUGGAUGUGGCCAGGGUCGGUGCCUUGGCACCCAUCGCGGACUCACUGGUUUGGUCAGAGUCCUGUCCCCCCCCCCUUGUUGAGUUGGGGCCUCGUCUUCUGCUUCUGCUUCUGCCCUGGGAGCACCACGUUGGCCCCCGAAGCUGCUUGGGUGUGGGGUGGAGCGGGUGGGUCUUGGGGCUCCUUUCCCCUCUGCUAUCUCUUGGGUCCUUGUGUCUGCCUUUCUCCUUGGCCAGAUCCACCCCCUGCUCCUUCGAGAACGCCAGCGGGAUCCCGCUCGGAACAAGCUCCUGCGCCGGACCGUCAGCGUCCCUGUGGAAGGGAGACCCCACCCAGAGCACGGUAGGGGACUUUGAGGUCACCUUUUUGCCCCUGCUUUUCCUCUCAGCUGCAAGGAGGGGGUUCUGGGUUCCACGCGGAGGAGCACAGCCUCUGGGGCAGAGGAGACUGGCAGGAAAAGAGCACCUUGAAGGCAGGAUCCACCCCAUGUCUAGCAGGGUGGCACUUGGGUGUGGGGCUGCCCUCCCCCCGGAGGAGGAAUAUGGUACCAAAGCUGUUGGUCUGUCUCUGAGAUCCACAGGCGAUGCUGCCACCCUCCCCUCAGCCAAAAUCUCCUUCCUCCAGGGACAUUAGAGCACACGGAGCAUGUCAAAAGUGCUGUGGGGGUCAUGAUUACAAACCCAUAGAUGCCCCUCCAGCACAACCAGGGCCCUCACCAAAGCAGCGUGCUGUGCUCAGGCCACUGGGACCCCCCCCCAUCUCAAUCCAUGCAGGUCCCCCCCCCCCCCAGGGAAAUUCAACCUCCUUACCUAGCUAUGUUGGAAACCCAAAGUCAGGACAAACUCCCUGCGUGGGGGGUGGGGGAACCAGGGCACACCCCCCCCCACGGUGGUGCAUCCCAGGGGAUUUGGUGGUGAAAGUGCUCCCAGCACAGGGGGUUGAUCCAAGUGAUCCACUGUGUGCAGUGGCUUUGAUAAAGGCAAAUUCCAUGCUAGCGAUCAUUAGGAAAGGAGCUGAAAAUAAAACUACAGAUGCCGUAAUACAAAUCUGUGGUGUGACUGCAUGUGGAGCCCUGUGUCCUGUUCUGGUCACCUCGCCUCACAAAGGAUAUCGUAGAGUUGGAAGAGGUUGAGGAAAGGGCCACUGAAGUGAUCCAGGCGAGGGAGCGAAGAAAGGUUGCAGCAGUUGGGACUUUCCAGCUUCGAGAACAGGCGAGGAAGAGACAGGAUAGAAGUUGAUAGGAUUAUUCCUGGCCUGGGGACAACUGGUUGGCCACUGUGAGAAGAGGGAGCUGAACUAGGUGGCCUGAUCCAGCGGGCUUUUCCUACGUUUCCACGCCAGGCAGUGCCCCAGGCAGGGCUGUUGAGAAUGUGAGGGAUCUUCAGUCAGUUCUGUUCCCUCAAAUCCUCCUCCGAAAGCUCCCCUGGGUAGGAAAGGGAGGAGCAGAAAUUCCCAUAUAGUGAAUGAAAUGGUGUGCUCUGAAUGGGGCCUGAGCUGGCAGAGGCUGGCCAGGGGGCUCAGGACCAAGAGGUUGUGUCCCUUUCGUCUGCUUGUGUGAAAUCACACGGGAGGCCCCCCUCCCAUGACUCUUGGGGGGUCACUGGGGAAAGGGAGGGAGCUUCUCUUUCCCCGACCAAUCCCCUCCUUAACAAACCUGUACCUUAAUAAUACCUCUAAUCCAGACCAAUUUGGGGUGGGGGGUGUUCACAGGUGCCUGCCUCGUUUUCCCUUCUGCGUACAGUUGCCAUAUGUCCUGAAAAUCCCAGACACGUCCUCUUUUGGGGGACCAACAUGCCUGACUGGGGAGAAUUUUAUAUUUUAAAGGAAAUGUCUGGGUUUUUUUGGGGGGGGGGGUUAUUUAUUUAUUUAUUAGCCUCAGGCUGGCAGGGGUUUGGGCUGUCCUCUUUUUUGCUCUUCAGGAUAGGACAGCCUACUUCUGCGGUGAUGUCUGCCCAGUCACUGUUCCUUAGGGGACUCUCCUUACCUUCCCCAUGUCCACCCCCUGCAUGGGUCGCCAUGGGGUGAAAGUCCCCCCGCAACUACCCCAUGGAGAUUUCACUUGGGCUCCCCACACAAGUGCCACCGUGGGGUGAGAGGGGGCAGUAGAUAAUGGAGUUGGGGUGCCCCAGAUUAGCUGAGGACACCCAGUUGUUCAGGGUGUGGGAGACAAAGAAGGGAUUUUGAGGCGCCCCAACAUGAUCUCUCCAACGUGGAUGGGUGGGUGGCACUGGCAUUGUGGUGGGGUGCAGCGAGAGGGGUCGCGUGGGGGCCCGGAGGUGGUGGAGGUGGGCCCACAGGGACAUCUUUGGGCAUAUAGGCAGUACAAGGAAGACGAGGGUGCUGCUGAGCAAAGCGCUGGUCCCUGAGCAGCCACAGCCAGGGCUUCUGGUCAAAGGGCAUGAUAGGACCUGUGGGCAGAGUGUCUGUUCUGCAUGCAGAAAGCCCCGGGUUCAAUGCCACGUGGCAUUUAUAGGGGCAGACAAACCCAUGGCCUGGCUUGGUGGGGAGAUUGUGCCCCCUCCCUGGAAUCCUAGAGAAAGCCAGCAGGCAGGGCAGGCUGGAGUGAGCUAAGUGGACUGACUCAGGAUACGUUCCUCGUCUCGUCCUUCAAGACCCCAUCCCAAAGGGACCCCAAGUAUUCCCUGAGGAGCCUGCCCUGGCCCCACUGCAAGGGCUCAGGGUGAGUUGCAGUGUGUCCUCGUCCCAUGGCCGCUUGGUGGCUUGUGUGGAUGGACUGGGGUUUGGACCUGGUCUCUGGAGAGGCAAAAUAACCAAGGCCAUGGAGGAGGAGGAGGAGGAGGAGGAGGAGGAGGAGGAGGAGGAGAAGCAGCAGCAGCACCAGCAUGGCUUCUGCAAGGCCCAGUCCCAGCUCACAAACCUGUUAGAGAUAUUUGAGAGUGUCAAUAGCUCAGUAAUAAUAAUAACAACAACAACAACAACAACAACAACAACAAUAAUAUAUUUAUAUCCCACCCUCCCGAAGCAAAGCUGGGCUCAGAGCGGCUAACAACAAUAAAAGUAACACAGCAUUCUAAAAUCAAUUUAUUUUAAAACCAAUUCACUUCUAUAGACAGAGGGGAUUUGGAUGAUGGGGACCUUGGACUUCCAAACAGCUUUGGGCAGAGUGAUGUCGGGGGGGGGGAUCUUAACUUCACCUACACACUCCUGGGGUCUGAACGGGAGGUGACAGCCCAGGAGCGAGACCUUGGGGUCAUAGCAGGGACCUCUAUGAUCAUUAGAAUAGGGAUCGAAGACAUAACUGCCACUCUUACCAUUCCAUUAUACAAAUUGAUGGUGCAGCUGCAUGUGGAGCCCUGUGUCCUGUUCUGGUUGCCUCAGCUCAGAAAGGAUAUUGCAGAGUUGGAAAAGGUUCAGGAAAGUGGCCCAGGGAUGGAGCAGUCCCCUGUGAAGAAAGGGACUUUUCGUGUAGAAAAAAGGCAAGUGAGAAGUGAGAUGGUUGGGUGUUUGUGAAGUUAUUGGGUCCUGCUUCUUCCGUCUGGGACACCUGGUCGCCCCCCGUGAGGAGAGCAGGGUGCUGGGCCAGGUGGGUCCCCUUGGUUUGGGGCCUGGGACAUUUGCAGGGGAACCAAAAUGCUUGCUGACAAAGCUAUUGUACUGCCAACCAUACUGUACGCUUGUGAAACAUGGACCACUUGUAAACGCCACCUCCAACUCCUUGAAAGAUUCCAUCAAUGGUGUCUCCGGAAAAUUUUACACAUCACUUGGGAAGACAGGUGAACUAAUAGUACUGGAAGUACUGGAAGAAGCAAAGAUCACUAGUGUGGAAGCAAUGAUUCUUCAACAUCAACUUCAUUGGACUGGUCAUGUUGUGCAGAUGCCUGAUUAUUGUCUUCCAAAGCAACUACUCUAUUCCGAACUUAAAAAUGGAAACCGUAAUGCUGGCGGUCAACGAAAGAGGUUUAAAGACUGUCUCAAGGCAAAUCUUAAAAAAUGUAGUAUAAACACCAACAAUUGGGAAACACUAGCCUAAGACGAAAGGGAGAGACGUGCUAAGAGGAAGGCAAGCUUGGCAAAUCCACCCCGUGAUCAGCUCCUGCCCAGAAACCUCUGUCCCCACUGUGGAAGGACGUGUGGAUCCAGAAUUGGCCUCCACGUCACUUACGGACUCACUGCUAAGACCCUGUUCACGGAAGACAAUCUUCCUCGGCUACGAGGGAUCGCCAAAAGUAGCAGCAUUUGGUUUGUUCAGAAAAGGGAAGGGGAAGCGCCAGAAGCCUUUUUCUGGGUGAAUCCCCAUCCAAAGGAGCCGCCUCAUAUCGCUGGGGUCACCCAUGGGUGCUCUUUCUUCCUGGGGAAGCUGACGGAGGCCCCACGCCUAGGAAGAGUGUGAGAGUGUGUUGGGGGGACCCUGGCUGGGCUUCAGCUGCAGCCCCCGCCCUCGUGACCCACUGCCAGCAGCUUCUCAGCUAUUCACUCCAGAGCCCCCCCACCCGCGUCCCAUCCCAUAAUAGUGAGUUCCAUUGAAAGGGAACGGCUCCUGGGCGCUUGACAACUGUUGCCAUAGGAACCCUCUCUCCCUCUGGCUGCCUUCCCAGGCAGCCCUAUUCAGAGCUGGGUCUCCGUGGGUGUUGCUGCUCCGUGGGGCUGCGAGGGACCCAGGAGUCCUGGCUCAAACGCCCUCCCUGCAGGGGGCUGCGGGGAGAGGGGGAGCGUUGAGCCUUCGCCCUGCAGUGGAGGGCUUUGUUCCAGGCCCCCCGACGGAGGACAGGGAGUCCUGCUUCUUCCCCCAGGUCCCCUGUCCUGGCUCCCCAUGGGCCCCCUCUCCGGGGAUGGGGGUCUUUGGGCUCCGGCCUGCGCCCUCCUCUCCUACGGGGCUUGUGGGGAGGGGGCAGUGUGUGUGCCCUUCGCUCCCCUCCCUCUUCAUCCUCCCUUCCCCCCUUUCCUGCUCGAGGUUUAAAAAAAGAUUUUUGUCUCCCUGAGAAGUUGGCUUAAAAGGUUUCCAUGGAAACUCCAAGAAGAGAUGAAGGGGAGAGGCAGCCGGAGACAGGCGGAAUCCGGGGACAUGCCCCCCCAACACACACGCGCACACGCGACGCCCCCUCUCGGCCGCGGGCCUCCAGCGCCCCCUGCUGGCCCGCUGCCAAACUCCAGCGGCGCCCGCGCGACCCCGCCCCCCCCCCGCGCUGACCCCGAGUGACCCUGCUCGGGCCGAGGGGCCCCGGGCGCAGCGGGGAGGGAUGGGGGGGGGGGAGACGCGCAGAGUCCAGACUUCGUGGCCCCAAGGAAGGGAGCAAGGGGGGGUCUGCAGACGGGGCCUUUUCCAUGGGGGGCGCAGGGAGUUUUGGCUUCCCCGCCUCGCGCUCUCGCGGCCGGGCUCGGGAGUGCCGGGCGCGCCGCGGCCCCCGCUGGCCGGGGUCCCGGGCCCCUCCGCCGCCGCCGCCGCCCGCCCGCCCUGCCCGUGCCCGUCCCUUCCCGGCUCUCCCGCGAGCGGCUGCUGACAGGCGAGCCCGUCUCCUAGCAACGGCUCGGCAUGCUGCGGGGAGCGAGCGAGCGGGCGGGCGAGGCGGCGGCGGGCACCGAGCGGGCGACGAGCAGGCAGGCGCAGGAGCAGGAGCGGGCCAGCUGCGCCGCCGCCGCCGCCGCCGCCGGGCCGGCGGGUGCCAGGGGACCUCGGCCCGGCGGGCUGGCUGGCUGGGGGCGCUGGUCCGGCCGCAUGGCCAGCUAGGCUGGGGCCCGGCGGCCCCCCGAUGGGCCGCGCCCGGGGGCAGGAGGAGGAGGAGGAGACGGAGCCCUAGCGGCCCGGAGGCCCCUCGGGCGCGCAGGUAAGGGCCGGAGGCUCCGCCGCGGGGGGCGAGGGCGCUGCGCGGGCGGAGCAGGAGGCAUGGGGGGGGGGAAGUAGCGCGCCCCCGCGUCUCUGCCCCGACGAGCGAGUGGAUGAGGGCGGCGGGCAAGCGCGCCCCCGGCGAGGGCAUGCGAGGUUGCGCCGGGGCGCUUGGCUGACGGAGGCCGAUCCUACGGAACCUGGCCCCGGCGAGAGGAGAUGGGGCUCCGCCUGCGCUGGCUCGCCUCUCCCGCUUCCCGGGAAGGGGUCCUGCUUGCCUGCGUCCUGCGUGCGCGACGGGGGAGGGGGACAGGGAGCCCCCCUCCCCUGGCCCCUGGGCAGGCUGCCACCAAAGAUGCCAUCACUGCGGCCCCCGCUUCAGGAGCGCAGCGCCUCCCUGACCCUUCUGGAGGACCUCGGGAGAGCCCAGGGGCAGAGGUGGCAGCUGGGUCCCUUGCCCAAGGGGCCUCCUCCCAGCCCAGAGUAGCCAGGUGAACCCCCAAAGGGAAGCAGCAGCAGCAGCAGCUCCCCCACCUCAUUCCUCUCCCCGCCAUGCCAAUUCCUCCCGGCAGUGGCAGAAGCGGCCCGGCUCCUGGCGUGCCUCAGGGUGGGCCUGAACUGCUCCCAAAGGCUGGAGGUCCCAGCGGCAAGAGCGCUUCUGAGCAUGCCCUCCCAGCCCCAUGGCAGCCUGCACAAGACCGGGGUGCAGGUGAGCUGAGGGGCAGCAGCUGAGCACCCCCCCCCAUGGGCAGGUGCUCCGCAGAGGCUCACCUGGACGCUGCUGGCUGGCUUUGCCUCCCCCCAGCCCCUGAAGGCAGACCAGCAAGCCAAGAGGGGGAAGCCCCAGCAGACCAAAGACCGGGCUCCUGUGGCUUCCUCUCCUUCCUCAUGCUGCCUCUUAGCCACUACAAGAGCCACAUGGUGGCGGCGGGGGGCUGGCACCCCAGGGCAGGAAUGGGCACCCAUAGGAGACCUGCAGGUGGGGCCUGGGGGUGGGCUGUGCUUAGAGGAAACCCAGCGAUGGUUUUUGAAAUGUGUGUGUUGGGGUAGGGGAGGAGAUGUUGCCUCAAAAGACCCCCCCACGUGGUUCCUUCUUGGGGCUGGACAUGAGGGGGGGGGCACCAGGCAGAAGAGCUGCUCUGUGGUUCCCUCUCUGGACAGCCCAGCCCAGUGGGAAGACGGGGGGGGGGGGCACUGGCAGCUGGGAAAGGCCUCCUGAGCUGGAGGGACCAGUGGCCUCACUCUGCAGGAGGCAGCUGCUCCCCCCAGUUCUUUCUCAAGCUGCCUUGACCCAGAUGUGGGGUGGGUGGAGGGGGGCCUGUGCCCCAGAGCCUGGAGAGGGGGCCUGGGAGCACCGGCCAAGUUGGACGAGUGGCUGGCUGGGGGUGGCAGCAAAGACAGAUGGCUCACCCACGGAGGAGGAGGAGGCGCAGAUCCCUCGCUCUGUGUGCUUGGGGGAGGGCAGUGGGCACAGCCCCUCCCUUGUUGGGGUUCAGGCAGCAGUCACCUUCUGCUCCUGGGGCAUCAGUGGGCAGGGGGAGGACCAGAAGUCCCCAGGCCGGGGGGGGGGGGGGAGAGGGAAGUGCUGAUGCUGGGAGGAAGGGGCCAGGGAUGGCUCCCCCCCCCCCACUGGGCCUGGUUUGGCAGCUCUUCAUCAGCCACAGCCCCCCCUUCUCUCCCCCCCCCCCCGGCUGAACUGCCCCCAGAGCAGGAAGGCUGGCUUGGUUUGGAAAGUCCUCCCUGGGGGUGGGGGGCUUUCUGCCCCAUGGACGCUGCCCUUUCCUCUCCCCACCUCAGUCACAAGCUUGGCCUGGCUGAGCCAUGGGGCAGAGGGAAGGUGGGGGCAGGUGAGCUGCCUCCUGGGCUCUUCCUGCCCUGUGAACCCCUUGCAGGCAGGGAGAAGCAGCCAGGCAUCCCCUUCUCGGCCCAAGAGGCAGCUUAGGAGGAACCCCAAGGGCUGCCCCCAAAAGCCCCGGCCUCUGCUUCUGACCACCUGAUCAAGCCCACCCCCCUGCCCACCAGGCAAUGCAGAGACAGAGGCACUGGUCUUGUGGGAGGCUGGAAGCUCCAGGCGGCUGCCGGGGCUGCGUUCGGGUCCCGCUUGCUCCUGGGGGGCCUCUCUGGGAAGAGCAGGAGGCUGGUCCAGCUGCUUUGGGGCUCUUCCUGGCUGAUUGGCGCCUGCUCUCGCUCACUGCGCCCCCCCAUUACUCCCAGCCUGCCUGUCAAGCGCCCAUCACCCCCACCCCGUCCUGUCAGCGUGGCAAGCUGCUUCCGAGCAGAUGUGCCUAAAUCGGGGAGGGGGGGAGGCUGCAAGAUCUGGCUGCUCAGCAGAUGUGCCAAAGAGCACCCCCACUUGACUGACGGCUCACAUUCCAGCAGCCCUUCUGGGCUGGGUGCUCCUUGCCCUGGCCCCCUCUCUGGGCUCCUGUGCCCUGACCCGGUCGGAGGUUUCAAGGCAGGCCUUGCGCUGAGUGACGGCUCCGUGUGAGUGACGGAGGGAGGAGCACCCCUGAGAUGCACCGCCCGAAACUGCGGAGGUUGCAGAGCUGGGAAGUUCAGCCCAAACAAUGGAGGGGAUGGAGGGGCUGCUCUGCGAAGGAAGGCGGCUGCCUCCUGUGGGAGAGAGUUCCAGAGGUCAAUUGUGGGCUGCAUGAAGCGUCCUACGUUCAGCUGUCUGGGAUGCUCACAAGUUCUAAUGCUAUGAGAGAGGGAGGAAGACUUCUGCCUCUCCACUCUUUUCAUGCGUGUAUAAACUCCUGCCGUGGUGCCUCUGACUCGCCUCUUCUCUAAACUAGAAAGUCCCUUUCUUCACUUUGGUGGUCCUUUCCUGAGCCUUUUCCAGCUCCGCAACAGGCGGCCAGAGAGGGACACAGGGCUUCAGAUGUGGCCGCCCUUUAGACUUGUAGAAUGGCAUCAACAUUUUAGAUUUUGUGGUGAUUUAUGUGGAAAUUGUUUAGCUUGGUUUUCUAUUUUUUAUGUUUCAUUUAUUGUUUAUGAGUACUUUUGUUACGUUGCAGUUAUGUAUUUCUUUACGUUAUAAGCUGCCUUGAGCAUGGUUUCAAUUGUGGAAAAGUGACAUACAUAUACAAUUAUGUAUAUAUGCAGGAAUAUUGGCAGUUUUAUUUUCAGUGACUUUCCCAAAGACCCCUAGUAUGGCAUUUGCCUUUAUCAUGGCCUCCACACAACCUCUUCACCAAGGUCCCUGCUGUGACCCCAAGGUCUCGCUCCCGGGGGGCCGUCACCUCCUGUUCAGGAGUGUGUAUGUGAAGUUAAUAUUCCCCCCCCCAUCACUUUGCUCUGAAUUUAUCCUGAAUUGCCUUUGCCAUUUUACCACCCAUUCCCUCAGUUUGGAGAGGUCCUUUUGGAGCUCUUUGCAAUCUCUUUUUGCUUUAACAACAAUUUAGCGUCAUCCACAAACUUGGCCACCUCACUGCUGGCUCCUAACUCUUGGUCACUGAUGAGCAAGUUAAAAAGCUCAGGUUCUGAUCCUUGGGGGACCCCCGUUUCUCUCCAUGUGGGAAACAUCCUGCAGCUAAACCGGUUCCUGGUGCACAAGAGGACCCCUCCUCUUGUUCCUUGACUGCUCAGCUGACUCAGAAGUCUUUGGUGAGGAAUUUGGUCCAGAGCUGUUUGAAAGUCCAAGUACCCCGUCAGCCAGAUCUCAUAGAAUCAUAGAGUUGGAAGAGACCCCAAGGGCCAUCGAGUCCAACCCCCUGCCAAGCAGGAAACCCCAUCAGAGCACUCCUGACAUAUGGUUGUCAAGCCUCUGCUUAAAGACCUCCAAAGAAGGAGACUCCACCACACUCCUGGGCAGCAAAUUCCACUGUCGAACAGCUCUUACUGUCAGGAAGUUCUUCCUAAUGUUUAGGUGGAAUCUUCUUUCUUGUAGUUUGGAUCCUCUGUCUCUAUGGCUGGUUUGUGAGAUGGGACCUGCUCUUGCAGAAGCCAUGCUGGUGCUGCUUCUGCUUCUGGGCUCUUGCCUAGCUUACCUUUAACGCUGCGGCCUGUAAUAUCCCGGAACUGGCGUUCCAUUGACUCCUUUCCAGUCCUCGGGUACAGAGGGACAAGUCCUCCCUUGCUGAGGGGAGCUGUGUUGCCCUCAAGUCCUGCUGGCAUCUGGGCCCCUUCUCUUUGGGGUGCCUAGCUGCCCACAGAGAGAAGAACGGGAGGCUGGGCGAGGCUGGACCUCCCUGGAGUUGUCCGUGUCUGGGGCAGGGACUGGGAAGUGGAGGAGCAAGAGAGGAGAGCAGUGUCACAGGCAGAAAGCCAACCGGUGCAGCAUCUCUAGGGCAUUGCGAGGGGGGUAACGUUGGCAGCCCCAGGAUGGGAAGGGGGAGGGCACUGCCUGCAAGCACCCCCCACCCCAUGCCUCUUCUGAGAUGGCAGAGUGCAGCAUCAGCCCCGACCCCCGGGUCCUGUGGGGGGGGUGUUUGGUGGGUGGUCUCUCAAAUGCAGGUGGCAAGUGGCCGGGGGGGGGGCGUAAAUAGCCAGGCAGGCCUCUGUGCAGCUUUUGCUGCUAUUUCCAGCUCUGACGCCAAUUCUUUCUGCUAUUUGAGGCUCCUGUGUGUCCCCCCCAGCCCCUCCUGAGGUGGAGGAGGAGCUGCCUCCGGCGUGCUUCUUCCCUCCCCCCCCAGCUGCUCAUUCACAACCACCCAGCGCCACACAUGCCAGGCGGUCCCUGGAGGCAGCACACAGGAGCCUCUUUCCGCCCCCCCAUGAUGCUGCCCCUGUCACCUCUGGGGAGAAGAGGAAGCCCCCUUCUUCCAGGGCCAGAGCCGGGCUGGGGGAAGGGGCGCCCCCGCUUCUCUGUCAACCACAUGCGGAGGCUGGGACGGUGCCCCCCGUUUCGGCGGAGGGGGGCGCUGUCUGUGUCCUGCUGUCGCCCCCCAUCCCUUCAAGAAGACCCUGCAGCCCCACCGGGCCCCCCUCCCCCUGUGGCCUCCACUCUCCUCCACUGGCUCCCAGAGGGCACCCCCCACAGCAACAGGGGGGCACCCCCCGUGACGGCCGCCUCUCCUUUUGCAGAGCACCACGCUGCCCGGUCCCGUCGGAAGAGCGUCCCCGGAGGGAAGCAGUACAGCAUCAACAUGGACGCCCCACCCGCUCCGCCCUUCCGGCCCUCGGUGAGCAAAGACCCCCACCCCAUCCUCUCUCUCGCACCUCUGGGGGUCGUGCAACUGGAGGAGGAAUCCUGGAAUGGGAGAGUCAGAAGGGGAAGCCUAGGGCCAUCUAGUCCAACCCCCCUGCAGGAUCCCUGGGGGCCGCCAUCCAACUCCCUCUAGCGAAGGGAGGCCACCCAAUCACGGAAACGGCAGAAUUGCAAGGGGCCCCUGAGGGUCGAGUCUGACCCAUUGCAAUGUGGGAAUCCCCAUUAAAGAAUCCCCGACAGAUGGCCAGGGAGGGAUGACUGGCCUGGGGGAGGGAGCCCCUCCCCGUGGGACCCUGCCCAGUGGUCCUGGGUGCUGCUCAGACCCAGGGGGGCAGGGCUGGAGCUAGGGCGGGGGGUAGAAAGGGGGGCCGGGACCCGAAGAAGCUGCCUUGCAAGAGCCCACCCCCAGCAAGAUAUGGGGUCACAGUACAGGAAGGGGGGCAGCGGUGAAGAUGCACGGCUGACCAGCUCCCCCCAUCCCUCCAAGUGGCUGCCAUUGUACUCUAGGGCAUGAGGGACCGGGGGGCUGGCUGCUCAGCCCCAGUGGGCCAGUGUGGGGACAGGCCCUUUUCCUCCCCAGGAAAGCAAAGGUGGAGGUGGGGGACAUGCUGAGAGGUUUCUGGCUGUGGGGCAGUUGUCAAAGGCAACUCCUCUCUGACUCUGUCUCCCCCCCCGACCUUUGGGGCCCCCCAGCAGCAGGGAUUCCUCAGCCGGCGCCUGAAGAGCUCCAUCAAGCGCACCAAGAGCCAGCCCAAGCUGGACCGCACCAGCAGCUUCCGCCAGAUGCUGCCCCGCUUCCGCAGUGCCGACCAUGACAGGUGAGGGGAUGACGACGGCAACGAAGAGGGCCAGGGCUCCCCCCCCCCCCGAGAGGUAGAGGCUGGGCUGCCCCUCCCAGUGAGGGGCAGGUGGGGAGGCAGGUUGGGGUGCCCCAUCCCCUGCAGUGGACGCCAGGCCCGUCUCCCUCCCCCCCAAUCCUUGCCACUGGGUUGCCCUCCUCUGCUGCACGCUCUCCACCCCGACCCCCAGAUCCCCCUGCUGCUGCCCCCCUCCCUCCCCACGGCGGUGGCUGCGCUUGGCUGCCUCCCUGGGAGGCUCAUCCCUGGGUCCCCGCGUGUAUUUUUAGCCUCCUCCCAGCCCCCCCCGCUCUGACGGCAGCCCCGACACGCUUGGGCUCUCUCUCGCUCUCCCUCCGCUUACGCCGCUCGGCUAAAAAUAUCCUCCUGGGGGCGGCAGCUCCGAGCAGAAAUGCCACUGGGGAAGGGAGGGGGCCUCCCAGCAAGAGGAGCCAGCUCACAGGCCUCCUCUCGCACCCGCUGCCCACAAGGGGAGCCCCAGAGGGGUCCUCUGAGAGGGCUGGGGGGCAGCUCUGUCCUCGGGCCGGAGACACGGAGCUGGUGGGGGACCCCUUUGCCCCCCAGCUGCCUCUCUCCCUCCCAGAGGCUUCCCUGGAUGAGAGAGAAGGAGCUGUGGGGCAGAGUGGGGGGUCGUCCCCCCAUCCCGGGAACCUCCUCUUCCUCUCCCCCCCCCCCCGUGUCCGGGGCUGAUGCUGCCCGCCUGUCCUCUGACGCUGCUCUCCAUCUCUCUCUCUCUCUCUCUCUCUUUCUCUCCUCCGCCUUGACCCCGUUCCAGGCUGGGACCCCCCUGGCAGCUGCAGAAAUGUCCCCCUGGGGGGCAGACGCCAGGUACCCCGCCUGAGGGUGGGCUUUGCCCCAGCCGCCACCGGCACCUCCCUCCUGCCCCCUCACUCCCCCUCCCCACCCCGUAGGAGCAGCCUCGCGUGCGCCCCUCCCUCAGGCUCCCUGGCACCCCUGGACCCGCCUCCCUCUGCUCCCCGCACUCCGGACGCGGCCUCCGCACCCCCGCCUGCCCCCCACCCCUUCCCGCCUGACCUCUCCCUUUGCCCCUCGCAGGGCCCGCCUCAUGCAAAGCUUCAAGGAGUCCCACUCCCACGAGUCCCUGCUCAGCCCCAGCAGCGCCGCCGAGGCCCUGGAGCUCAACCUGGACGAGGACUCCAUCAUCAAGCCCGUCCACAGCAGCAUCCUGGGCCAGGAGUUCUGCUUUGAGGUACGUGGGGGGGGAGGGGCGAGAGGAGGGAGGGCGGGUGCCUGGGCACGCGCAGAGCGCAGAUGACCCCCGCCCUUCUGCCGCCCCCUCCAGGUCACCACGUCCUCGGGCACCAAGUGCUUCGCCUGCCGGUCGGCCGCUGAGCGGGACAAGUGGAUUGAGAACCUGCAGAGGGCCGUCAAGCCCAACAAGGUAGGCCCCCCCUUGGCCCGGGGCUGCCCCCGGCACCUGCCAGCCCUCGCCAUUGGCUUGAGAGCCUGCUCCUCUUCCCCGUCCCUGAUCCCCCCAAAAGCUCUCAGGUGGGCAGGGAGCCAGUCAGCCCCCACUUCCUCCCGUGAGGUCACUUCCUUUGCACCCGCUUUGCUCUGGGAUGGGCGUCCUCCCCUUGCUUUGCCCCACGGCGCAACAAAUGAUAGGGGGACCCUCCCGCUAUUCCCAGAAACUGAUAUUGAGAGGCAGGCGGGCUCCGGUCUGGCUGUCCGUCAUCAGUAGCCUUAUUCUCCUCUCUGAAUCCAUCCUGGCCUUCGCCGCCCCCUGUGGGAGGGAGUUUCACAGUUUAAGUAGGCGCUGCCCAAAGAAGCACUUUGUUUUAUCUGUCCUGAAUCUCACUUCCUGUGGCUUCGUUGGAUGUCCACAAAUUCCAGUGUCAUGAGGGAGGGAGGGAAGCUUUCUCUCCACUCUCUCCAAAGUCCCCAAAGCUGCCGCCUUUUCUCACGGGAGAAUAAAUCUGCCCCCUCCCCAAAACCGCAGAAACAAUAAUUCCACACAGCACAUCGCAGGCAGGGCAGCAGAGCUUUCCCCUCCGCUUUUGGGGGCUGGCGUGAGGAAGGGCACCUUCAGCCACAGAAGCAGUUCUUUGGAGAGGCAGUUCCACAUUCUUGGGGUCGCCACUGAGAAGUCCCCCUCGUGAACCACAAGCAGGCCCCCAACCGUGGCAGGCGUCCUCCUUCUGGCUGAUCUUGUUUGGGGCAUCCCUGUUUCACUCCCAGAUGGAGAGGACCAGCUCAGCCCAGCAUCCCGGGCUGUGUGUGUGUGUGUGUGUGUGUGUGUGUGCGUGUGUCAGCUCCCUAGCAGAGCAUGGCAGGGAUUGGGUCCGGCGUAUGAGAGCUGCAUUUGUUCCCUGGGAGGCAACUUGCUUUUCUGCAGACCUUCCUCUUCAUCUCUGACUUGUGCAGCCCUUCUGUUGGGACCCGGGUUUCCUGGGGCCAUCUGUUUCCACCCUGCUCCAUUUGGGCCAGGGGCACAGAGGGCCAGUAGUGGUGAAGGAAGGGCCACCUCCUGCCCCAGAACAGACCAGGCUCCACUAGCUGCCUCCAAACGGUGCUGUCUCAGCCUUGAAAUUUAAAAGAGAAUGACUGUGGUUCGGAAACAAUGAUUCGCAGCAGAGAGCUAAAAGCCCAAGAUGAGAUAACGGAAGCUGCAACUUGUUUUCUCCUGCUCUGGAGGGUUGGAUUCGAACCACUGGCUUCAAGUUACAAGAAAGGAGAUUCUGACCAAAACAUCAGGAAGAACUUUCUGACAGCAAGAGCUAUUUGAUAGUGGAACGGUCUCCCUCAGGAGGCGGCGGACUCUCCUUCCUUGGAGGUUUCAAAGCAGAGGUUAGAUGGCCAACUGUCAUGGAUGCUGGAGCUGAGAUUCCCGUAUCUCAUGGGGUUGGGCUAGAUGACCCUUGAGGUCCCUUCCAACUCUAUGAUUCUCUGGGAGCCAGAGUCAACUGGGCCGUCUUUCUCUUAAGUUUCAUACAUCUCUCUCUGGUUUUGCCUUUGCCCUGCUGCUUUCCCCAAAAAACUUACUCUUUAGGGCUAAAUCAGACUAGGCAACAAACCACGGAAAACGUGGUUGCUGUUUGUUCCAUUUCAUGGGGGAAAGUGGCUGGGCAAGCGGAGUUGUGGGUGAGGCCUCCCUGUCUCGCUCUCUCUCUCUCUCUCUCCUGCCUUGAACUGUGCCACUUAUAGCAGCAGCGCCUGUCACUUCUUGGUUAGCCUGGUAAGCUGAAGUGGCAGCUUUUUCCAGGUCAGGCCACUUUGCAACGAGGAGCCGCUCCUCCUCCUCCUCCUCCUCUCUUGGGGUUGGAAAAGGGUCUUUUUUUCUGGCUUUCCUCCCCAUUUGCAGUUCUGUGUCCAGGCUGCAGGUAUCUUGGCUGGCAGGAGAGGGAUGAUGUUGUUGUGAACUGGGUUGCUCUGCCAGCCGCAGGUUCCUCUGGGACGCCAAAGCGAGCAAAGGGCUCUCCUUCCUUGGAGGUUUACAAGCAGAGGCCGAGCGAUGCUUUAGUUGUGAUUCCUGCAUUGCAGGGGGUUGGACUAGAUGACCCUGGGGUCCCUUCCGACUCUACGAUUCUGUGCUUCUGGGAAAGGGUUUUUUCACUUCCGGUGCCGAUGUCAGCUGUUGGCCUCUUCUCAGGAAGUGUCCCACGAUGAAAGGUUCCCCUUCUUGUCUUUUCCUUAUUUAUAUUCAUUAGAUUUAUAUCCUGCCCCUCAUCACAAGAUCUCAGGGCAGUUGCAGGGUACGACGUUGGCCGUGAGCCAGGGCUCUGGCCGGCUGCCUCACGGCAUUUGCUUAGGCCUUGGUGACUGAAGGCUGAGGAUUUUUUUGGGUUGAGUCCCAUCAGGGGAAAAGGCAGGGGACAGAUAGAUAGAUAGAUAACAUGAAUACAUCCGCAGAGCUCCUUUUUACCCCAAGGCCUCUCAGUUCACCCAACCUGGAAGCAUGGCAGAGCCAACUGGGCCAUCAGCACCAUGUGAGAUUCUCUGGGUGCGAUUCAGCUGCUCAGAUCUCAUGAAGCACCUUAUCAGAUAUUGGAAGAAGAAUGCAGAGCAGGAGCUGUUUAUCUAUCUGUGGAACUCCCUCUCACAGUGAUGGCCACCAACUUGGAUGGAUUUCAGAAGUUGUUGGCGUCCAUCUGUCUUGGGAGGCAAUGGAGGAGUGCACCUGGGGGGAGUCAAACUCGAACUGUUGGAAGGUUACAGCACCUGCUGGGGCUGGAGCGGAUGAAGGCAUCCCUUACGCUGCUGCGGAUGCACCACGGCGUUUUCUCUCUCUGUGCUCCUCCUUCCUCUGGUCACCGCUGUCAAUGCACAACCUGCCUGCCUGUCUCCAGGCACGGCGGGGUUGAUGUUGCACGGCGGGGUCAUGUCACAUUUGCAGAGAACUUUGUAAACAGCUCCUGAUAGAGCCUGUCUGGGGGAUCCUGCCAUCCUCCAUUCUGUGGACGUGAGCAAGCCGGCUUGAAAGAGGAUCAGACAAAUUCACAGAGGAGAAGGCUAUUAAAUGGCUACUAGCCACGAAGGCGAUGCUCUCUGCCUCGCCAGCCAGAGGCAGCCGUGCUUCCAAAUACCAGUUGCUGGAAACCGCGGGAGAGGAGAAGGCUCUUGCUUUUGGAUUCUGCUUGCUAACUUUGCACAGUUCAUCCACACCUGGCCUGAUCCAGAGGGAGUUAUGCUUUUAAGGUCCCAAGGCAGAUUACAGCAAUCAAAACGCACACAAUGUUAGGAGCAGAUUAAAGCAACUUACAAUCACAGAAAUAAGGUGGGUCCUAAAAGCAUAACACCUCCAGCAUCCUCUGGAAGCUGUGCAGUGAGGGGGUGCCCUCGGGGGGGAUGGAUUUCCACAGCUGAGAGGUCACCACCAAGAAGGCCCUCUCCUGGGCUGCCCUCCCCCAAGCCUCUGAGGGCAGAGGAAAACCAAGAGAGAGGCCCCCUUCUGCCAAAGGGGUCUCAAGGGAAGGAGGAAGGCGCCUUUUUGAGAUUUGGAGCUUGAGCCAUUUCAGGCAUGGAGUGCUAAUGUGAACCCCUUGAAUUAGGCUCACAAAUCAGCCAGCCCCCAACCCUCCUGCUUCUGCUGUGGGGCCUUAGGCCGGGGCCAGGACUGGCUUGGAUCUCAUCCUUAUCUUUGAUCCAAAUCUUUCCCUUCUAUUUCGUCUGUGAGGCAUCUGACAAAAAGUACAUACAUGGAUGUGGGGUAAAAGGGUGACUGCAGUACACUGUAAGCAAGUGUAAAGUAAACUUUGGAGCAAAAAAUAAUAAUCUUAAUUUCAAGUACAAGCUCCUGGGGUCUGAAUGGGAGGUGAUGGCCCAGGAGUAAACCCUUGGGGUCACAGAGACCUUGGUGAAGAGGCGGCGUGGGGACCGUGGAAAAGACAAAUCCCGUGCUAGAGAUCCUCAGGAAAGUGGCUGAAAAUAAAACUGCCCAAAUUCACGCAUACAUAUAGAAUCUUAGUUGUAUGCCACCUUUCCAUAAUUGAAACCAUGCUCAAGGCAGCUUACAGCAUAGAAAAAAACACAUAAUUGCAACGUAACAAAAAUAGUCAUAAACAUCAAGAAAUACACAACCAAAGGGAACAAUUUCCACAUAGAUCAUAACAACAUCCAAACUAAAGAUGCCAGCAAGACCCCUCUAACUGAUACCUCAGCCCAAAGGCCUCUUCAGCAGCCUCUGCAUUUGUAGCCGGAGUCAUUCAGGGCCCUCCCAGGCCAGGGGAGUGAAGGCCUGCAAGGUCUUCCAGGACUCCCGGCCAAGAAAACGAAGCUCAUGGAGUCAUAGAAUGGUAGCGUUGGAAGAGCUGUCUAGUUCCACUGCUGGCAACACGUAAGUAUCUGUGAAAGGGUUUGCAUGCCCAAUACUCCCCCUGCCAGGCACUCCUUUCUUGGUGGGGGAGAGUGCUGGAGCAGAAGGCAACAGGCCCCCAUCCUGAACCACGCGGGGCAGUCAUGGUAGGAUUCCACACCUGUCCAACUUCUGGAGAAAUUGGGGCUUCUCUCUGCGUAAACGUGACCUCCUGACCUGGUCCUCACAACCAGAAUGUGGUGGAUUUUGGUAAGCAGGUUUUGUGGUUGCACCUCUUCGAAAAGCACCCCAGUUCUGUCGUGUUGGUUGGUGCUUUCAGCUCUCUGUCAGGGUUUCCCUUUCCUGAGCAUAGCUUUUGUCCCACCUUGGGAGUUUUAUUUGUCCCAAGAAAUCUGUUCUGCACUCCUCAAAAGCGCCUUUCUCCUUGUUUCUCUUGAGCCCAGAGUCCCGGUGUUUUGUCAGGGUCUCCCAUUCACGUACCGUAGAUUAGGCUGUCAUCCAUGGAGACAGGGACUCCUUUCAUGUCCCCAAGGAGUUCAGUCAUCUUCCUUUGAAAAGCCUGGGGAGCACGCGUGAUUCCAAACGGAAAGUGCCCAACAGAACCUCCCGCCAGGCGUGACGAGAGCCGUCAGCUUAGGGCUCUGGCUUGCCUCGGGUGUUUGCCAGAAGCUGCUUGGAGGAAACGCUUUGGCUCCAGCCGCUGUUGGGAGCAGGUCCUCUGGCAUUGGGAUGGCACAUUCUUCCCUGACAAGCGGCUUUGCUAGACUUUUAAGGGUCUGACAGAUGCAUUCCCCCCCCCCCCCGUUGGUGCUGUUACACACCAGGCAAGAGGUUUGGAGGUCUCCUUUCCCGCCGCAUUUCCACCUUGUGGAGCCAGGGAUUCUGUGGGGUGCUUGUGCCCUCCGGAGUUUGGCACCUGGUCAUAAAACAAGAUCCCCAACAUCAUCUGAGACCUGCUGGUAUAGGGUGGUAUUUAAAUUCAAUAAAUCAUCAUCGUCGUCUAUCAUACCUGUGUCUUCCUGUUUCUGUCACAGAACGUAGGAUUGGAGAAAGCUGCCUUAUUCUGAGUCUGAGCAUUGGUUCCUUUGAUGCACUAGGGACUUGGCCUUUCAGAAAGGGAGCCUGUCUCCUAUAUCCUCCAGGAAGGCAACCAGCGUGCACUUGCUGCAGGUGUAGUUUGCACCUUCUCAGGCAGGAAGCCAAACAUAGCCCAGGUGUGGCAGGUCACUGCAGCAGGUCCCUCGCCCUCCCCAUCUCUUGGUCCUCUGCACACCGUGAGGCAGCACUCUGGGUCUUCCCCUCAAAACACCUUCAGAAACGCCCCUGUUUACAAGUUUUGAUCACAAGGUCUCAGAAGCUGCAAUAUCAGCUAAGCAGAAUUGCUGCUGGCUGCUAGCUCCUUCCACAAGUCUCCCCCAGCUCUUUAUUCUCUUCAUUUGGACAAGACUUCCAUUUUUUGGAGGAAUCCUUCUUGCCUCCAAUAGCUUCUUUGGCUCUGCUCUUUAAUGGUGCUGGUGUCCUCUUGGCCCUCAGGUCAGGAACGUGCACCUGAUCUGUGGCACCCCAACAUUCUGAUCUGACCCCCUUAACGUUGCCUUUCAGCUUUCUUUUUUCUCAAUCCCCUCUUUUUGGGGACUUUUUUUAUUUCAAAGUCAAAUGUGGUGAGCAUUGGAUUUUCUUGUCCAUUGUCCAUUUAGAGCGCUGUGUUCACCAUUCCCAGUGAGUUUAGGAACACCUAGAUACUGUACCAGGUCCUGGGUAUCACUAGGGGGGAUGUCCCAAGUCGCUUGCCUAGACAAAAAGGCCCCGUCCCUCAGAAGGGAGUCAGUUCCAGCUGCUUGGAGGUUUCUGGUUGCUCUUGUUUGAUCCUUUUGGAGAUGAGGCUACUAAAACCACACAUAGUGUUGCAAGUGCAGUUAGCCCAUUAGACAGAGAUCACCCCUCUCCUUGCUGGAGAGAGAGGCUUGGAAGAGACUCUUCCUCUCCCCUCGCAGACUUGACACAAUUGUUCCAAGGACAUUAAAACUUGGUUAGACUCGUAUCUGCCACCAUCCGCUUUUAAAUAAGCAUUCCCCACAAAACAAACUUAGGCUAGAAUAAAUCAUGGGCAAUUAGCUUUGCAAAUAAAUUAAGAUUUUUAACCACCGAGUUUCAGAAGUUGCAGCAAGCAAGUCUCCUACUAUUGGCAGUACAGUAAAGAAGAAAAUCUUUCCAAAUGACCUAAAAAAACCUUGUUUUCCUUAGAAAUAGGAUCAUGCAAUCUUUGGGUUAGCAAAGUUGCAGGCUGUGAAAAUCUCAUUUUAGAGAGAUUUUCCAUUCACAUGGUUUUUCUUGCAACUGGGAACAAUUCCACAUGGCUCCUUUCUUCGAGGAAGGUGGUGGGUAUGGAAAGGAAAACCUGCUGGAAGCCUGCGAACUCCGUCCACACUGGCAGCAGAGCUCAAGGCUUAUCCCUUUCAUGCAUUCAGGUCUGAGUCAGGAACAGUGUAUUACCGCAAGCUUGAUGGCUCACGCCAGUGGCCCACUUAGUCCAGCAUCCUGUUCUCACAGUGGCCACCCAGACACCCAUGAUGGAAUACCCAGAAGCAGGAUCCGAGCACAAGCUUAUUAGUUUAUUUCAGCGCUGCAUCAAGAAGGACUUCCUGUUAACUGUCCUGAAUCUUCCGACAUUUCGCUUCCUUGGAUAUCCAGGUUCAACUCCAAGGGAGGCAGGGCUGGGAAAGGAAGACCCCUGGAGAGUCCCUGCCAGUCACUCCCAGGGGCCAGAGACCAGCGGCCUCCCCAAGGGCAAGGCCUCUGCCUCCUUAUUGCAAGGCCUCUGCCUCCUUCAUUAUCUGGAGUCUGCGGUGACCCUUUCACCGCUGGCACCCGGGGUCUCUGCCUGCCCUCCCACUUGCCUGACCCCCGCCUUCUCUCCCCCCUGCCCAGGACAACAGCCGCCGUGUGGACAACGUCCUGAAGCUGUGGAUCAUCGAGGCGCGAGACCUGCCCCCCAAGAAGCGCUACUACUGCGAGCUGUGCCUGGACGACAUGUUGUACGCGCGGACCACCAGCAAGGUGCGGACAGACAAUGUCUUCUGGGGGGAGCACUUUGAGUUCAACAACCUGCCGGCGGUGCGGACCAUCCGGCUGCAUCUCUACAAGGACACGGACAAGAAGCGGAAGAAGGACAAGAGCAACUACGUGGGCAUGGUCAGCAUCCCCAUCGCCAGCGUGACGGGGAGACACUUUGCCGAGCAGUGGUACCCGCUCAGCCAGCCCAGCGCCAGCAAGAGCAAGUCCGGCUGCUGCCCGGCCAUCCGCGUCAAGAGCCGCUUCCAGACCAUGAGCAUCCUCCCCAUGGAGCUCUACAAGGAGUUCGCCGAGUACGUCACCAACAACUACCGCAUGCUCUGCGCCGUCCUGGAGCCCGUCCUCAGCGUCAAGAGCAAGGAGGAGGUGGCCUGCGCCCUGGUCCACAUCCUCCAGAGCACCGGGAAGGCCAAGGUACCCCCGGGGGGAUCGGGGAGGGAGGGGUCGGUGGGCGGGCCUCAGGCAGGGAGGGGGGAUUCCAUGGGCAGAGAGCCGCCUGGCCACUAGCGCCCCCUCUGCCUCUCUCCCGGCAGGACUUCCUGUCCGACAUGGCCAUGACGGAGGUGGAUCGCUUCAUGGACCGGGAGCACCUCAUCUUCCGGGAGAACACGCUGGCCACCAAAGCCAUAGAGGAGUAUCUCAAGCUGAUUGGACAAAAAUACCUCAAAGAUGCGAUUGGUGAGCAGGGGGCGGGUGGGCUGGGGGGAGAGGGGAGGGGAGGGGAGGAAGCGUCCUUCCCUCCAGGCUGUAAGUCACCCUGGAGCAGGGUCUGAGUGUAGCGGGGGUUCUCCUGAGGAGGGCAGGCCUGAGCUGUGGAGGAGGAGGAGGAGGAGGGGGCCUCCAACUGGGGCAUGUGUCCAUGGAGGUGCUGCUGACCCCCAGCCCCAGGCUCCGGACUGCCCCACCUGCCCCGUCUCCCCACAGGCGAGUUCAUCCGGGCCUUGUAUGAGUCGGAGGAGAACUGUGAGGUGGACCCCAUGAAGUGCUCGGCCUCCACCUUGGCAGACCACCAAGCCAACCUGCGCAUGUGCUGCGAGCUGGCCCUCUGCAAGGUCGUCAACUCUCAUUGGUCAGUGCCGGGAGCGGGCAGGGCUGGUGGGUGGGCGGUUUGGCGGGGGGAAGCGGGGAUUGUGGGGCCAGGGACUGGCAGUCCACGGGGGGAGGGUGGUGGUCCUGCCCGGCCGCCCGCUCACCCCUCUCCCUGCCCCCCAGCGUGUUCCCGCGGGAGCUGAAGGAGGUCUUUGCCUCAUGGAGGCUGCGCUGCGCCGAGCGGGGCAGAGAGGACAUUGCCGACCGCCUGAUCAGCGCCUCCCUCUUCCUGCGCUUCCUGUGCCCGGCCGUCAUGUCCCCCAGCCUCUUUGGGCUCAUGCAGGAGUACCCGGAUGAGCAGACCUCCCGCACCCUCACCCUCAUCGCCAAGGUCAUCCAGAACCUGGCCAACUUCUCCACGUGAGUCGCGGGGAGGCGGGGAGGGACAAGCGGUGACCCGUGCAGUAGGCUCAGCAGGGCAAGGGCGUGGAAAGGGUUGGGGCUGCCCGCCCAGCCCUCGCCAGCCCAGCUCUGCCUCUGAGAGCCAGGGCUCUUGGGGCUGCUUCCAGCACACUUCAGCUGAGAUGGGCACAGGCAGGGCUAGUCUAGCUGAUUUGUUUAUUUUGUGGAAAUUUUGCACCACUAGAUUGUGAAAAGAACCUCAGAACAGCUUAUGAAUCAAAGUUAAAAACAGCUAUCUAAAACAUUGAAGAAAAAAGGAAGCCACAAAGAGAUGAAAGCAAGUGCCGCACAGCUGGGUAGGCUGGUCCGAAGAAAAAUGUUUUUAGCAGGUGCUGAAAAGAGGACAGUGAAAUUGUCUUGCCUGAGUCAAUAGGCAGGGAGUUCCAAAGUGUGGGUGCUGAGCAUCCGUGGGGCCAGGCCCCCUCGCAGGUGCCCCCAACAGGCUCCUCCUCCUGCUGGGCCUUCCCACAUGCACCAUUUGAGGCGCUUCUCCCUGUGCCCCAGCUGAGGGAGGUGUGGAGCGGCUGACACAAGGCCUUUCUGGUGGUGACCCCCACCCCGCCUGCAGAGUGCUCUCAGGCUCUGGGGUGGGAGCCAGCAGCCCUGCCUUCUUAAUGAGUUUCUAUAUGUGGUUCCCAGUUCUUACUCUCUUGUGGUUGGGCCACUUUAGCGAAAAAGGCAUCUGACACUUGCUAAUAAUGCUGAGAACCUCAUUAUCCUACUGGGGGGCUAGGUUCUGCCUCCCCAAUAUCACAGUGCCCCCCAAAAAGUUUAGUUCCUGUAAGUGAAGCCCUCCUCCAAAAAAGAGCCAUGUAGACACAGAUACAUGUGAAAAUUCACUUAACACAAGGAAUUUGUGCCCAAACCUUGCUAUAUGCACUGCAGAUUCAGAUAUCCAAACAUCAUUUUUUACUUCCUUGUUUGCCUUUUGCUGGUUGGCUGAGGAGCGGAAAGGUUUCAGAGGGCUUUCCUGGGUUUAUUUAGACUUUGUGGGGCAGAAAUUCCAUGGCUGGGAACGCAUUAGAAAUGUUCUCAUAGGAACCAAUGGAAAUUGUGAACUCGCUAUGCGAACCUCUGCCAACCAGCAAUUUCCACGUAACGCAUUGUGUUUGGUAAAGGGGACCUGCGCACCUCUACUGUUAAUGUGUUAAAACAGUGACCCCCCUCCACUUUUCCAUCCCCCAAAAGAGGGUGCCCUCAAGGCCAGGUCAGCCAUGGGUGAGAGGGGCAAGGAAUGCCUUUGACAAAGGUAAAUCUAAGUUUUACAAUGACAAACUAAUAAUAAUGGGUGACUUCAGUGGAGUGAUAGCAUUAGAACAUGAUAAAAUAAGCAAAUGUGGCCAAGCUAAAGAAGGGAAACUACCAGAGACCUUAUUCAAAAUGAUGUAAUCGAUGGGCCUAACGGAGAUACCCUUCAUGGAUCACUGCCUUGCCGUGGCGAAGGGGCUUGAAUAACUCAGAGAAGCUAUGAGCUAUGCUGUGCAGGGCCACCCAAGAUAGACAGGUCAUAGUGGAGAGUUUUGACCAAAUGUGAUCCACCUGGAGCAGGAACCGGCAAGCCACUCCAGUAUCCCUGCCAAGAAAACUCCAUGGACAAAGAUGACAGGCAUAUAAAAGUUAUGACGCUGGAAGAUGAGCCCCUCAGGUCGGAAGGUGUCCAACAUGGUACUGAGGAAGAGAGGAGGACAAGGACAAGUAGAUUCAGAGCUGAUGAAGCGGCUGGGCCAAAGCCGAAAGGACGCUCAGUUGCGGGUAUGCCUGGAAGUGAAAGGAAAGUCCAAUGCUGUAAAGAAAAAUAUUGCAUAGGAACCUGGAAUGUAAGAACCAUGAACCUUGGUAAGUUGGAUGUGGUCAAAAAUGAGAUGGCAAGAAUAAAUAUUGACAUCCUGGGCAUCAGUGAACUAAAAUGGACGGGAAUGGGCAAAUUCAGUUCGGAUGACCAUCGUAUCUACUACUGUGGGCAAGAAUCCCGUAAAAGAAAUGGAGUGGCCCUCAUAGUCAACAAAAGAAUGGCGAAAGCUGUACUGGGAUGCAAUCUCAAAAAUGAUAGAAUGAUCUCGAUACGAAUCCAAGGCAGACCUUUUAACAUCACAGUAAUCCAAGUUUAUGCACCAACCACUGGUGCUGAAGAAACUGAAAUUGACCAAUUCUAUGAAGACUUACAACACCUUAUAGAAGUGACACCAAAGAAGGAUGUUCUUCUCAUUAUAGGGGAUUGGAAUGCUAAAGUAGGGAGUCAAGAGAUAAAAGGAACAGCUGGCAAGUUUGGCCUUGGAGUUCAAAACAAAGCAGGGCAAAGGCUAAUAGAGUUCUGCCAAGAGAACAAGCUGGUCAUCACAAACACUCCUUUCCAACACACAAGAGACGACUCUACACAUGGACAUCACCAGAUGGGCAGCAUCGAAAUCAGAUUGAUUAUAUUCUCUGCAGCCAAAGAUGGAGAAGCUCUAUACAGUCAGCAAAAACAAGACCUGGAGCUGACUAUGGCUCAGAUCAUCAGCUUCUUAUAGCAAAAUUCAAGCUUAAACUGAAGAAAGUAGGAAAACCACUGGGCCGGUAAGAUACAAUCUAAGUCAAAUCCCUUAUGAAUACACAGUGGAAGUGAGGAACAGGUUUAAAGAUUUAGAUUUGGUGGACAGAGUGCCUGAAGAACUAUGGAUGGAGGCUCGUAACAUUAUACAGGAGGCAGCAACUAAAACCAUCCCAACGAAAAGGAAAUGCAAGAAAGCAAAGUGGCUGUCCAACGAGGCCUUACAAAUAGCGGGGAGAGAAGGCAAGCAAAAUGUGAGGGAGAUAGUGAAAGAUACAGGAAAUUGAAUGCAGAUUUCCAAAAAUAGCAAGGAGAGACAAGAAGGCCUUCUUAAACGAGCAAUGCAAAGAAAUAGAGGAAAACAAUAGAAUGGGAAAACCAGAGAUCUGUUCAAGAAAAUUGGAGAUAUGAAAGCAACAUUUCGUACAAAGAUUUCCACAAAAGUGGAAAGGACCUAACAGAAGCAGAAGACAUCAAGAAGAGGUGGCAAGAAUACAUAGAGGAACUAUACCAGAAAAAAAUGGAUGUCUCGUACACCCCAGGUAGUGUGGUUGCUGACCUUGAGCCAGACAUCCUGGAGAGUGAAGUCAAAUGGGCCUUAGAAAGCACUGCUAAUAACAAGGCUAGUGGAAGUGAUGAUAUUCCAGCUGAACUAUUUAAAAUUUUAAACGAUGAUGCUGUGAAGGUGCUACACUCAAUAUGCCAGCAAGUUUGGAAAACUCAGCAGUGGCCAGAGGAUUGGAGAAGAUCAGUCUACAUCCCAAUCCCCAAGAAGGGCAGUGCCAAAGAAUGCUCCAACUACCGCACAAUUGCACUCAUUUCACACGCUAGCAAGGUUAUGCUUAAAAUUCUACAAGGCAGGCUUAAGCAGUAUGUGGACCGAGAACUCCCAGAAGUGCAAGCUGGAUUUCGAAGGGGCAGAGGAACCAGAGACCAAAUUGCAAACAUGCUCUGGAUUAUGGAGAAAGCUAGAGAGUUCCAGAAAGACAUCUACUUCUUCGUCAUUGACUUCGCAAAAGCCUUUGACUGUGUUGACCACAGCAAACUAUGGCAAGUUCUUAAAGAAAUGGGAGUGCCUGAUCAUCUCAUCUGUCUCCUGAGAAAUCUCUAUGUGGGACAAGAAGCUACAGUUAGAACUGGAUAUGGAACAACUGAUUGGUUCAAAAUUGGGAAAGGAGUACGACAAGACUGUAUAUUGUCUCCCUGCUUAUUUAACUUAUAUGCAAAAUUCAUCAUGCGAAAGAUGAAUCCCAAGCUGGAAUUAAGAUCACCGGAAGAAAUAUCAACAACCUCAGAUAUGCAGAUGACACAACCUUGAUGGCAGAAAGUGAGGAGGAAUUAAAGAACCUUUUAAUGAGGGUGAAAGAGGAGAGCGCAAAAUAUGGUCUGAAGCUCAACAUCAAAAAAACGAAGCUCAUGGCCACUGGUCCCAUCACCUCCUGGCAAAUAGAAGGGGAAGAAAUGGAGGUAGUGAGAGAUUUUACUUUCUUGGGCUCCAUGAAUACUGCAGAUGGUGACAACAGUCAUGAAAUUAAAAGACGCCUGCUCCUUGGGAGAAAGGCGAUGGCAAACUUAGACAGUAUCUUAAAAAGCAGAGACAUCACCUUGCCAACAAAGGUCCGUAUAGUUAAAGCCAUGGUUUUCCCAGUAGUGAUGUAUGGAAGUGAGAGCUGGACCAUAGAGAAGGCUGAUCGCUGAAGAACUGAUGCUUUUGAAUUAUGGUGCUGGAGGAGACUUUUGAGAGUCCCAUGGACUGCAAGAAGAUCAAACCUCUCCAUUCUUCAGGAAAUCAGCCCUGAGUGCUCACUGGAAGGACAGAUCAUGAAGCUGAGGCUCCAAUACUUUGGCCACCUCAUGAGAAGAAAAGACUCCCUGGAAAAGACCCUGAUGUUGGGAAAGAUGGAGGGCACAAGGAGAAGGGCAUGACAGAGGACGAGAUGGUUGGACGGUGUUCUCGAAGCUACAAACAUGAGUCUGACCAAACUGCGGGAGGCAGUGGAAGACAGGAGUGCCUGGCGUGCUCUGGUCCAUGGUGUCACGAAGAGGCGGACACGACUAAACGACUAAACAACAACAACGGAGAUACAAAAAUCAUACAAAACAUGAGUGUUGUGUUCCAAAAGCAAGAAAGGAUUGGACCCUGAACCAUUUCCAACGGUGGGGAUAGACACUGCAAUUCAACAAGCAAAAAUAAGCACAAUAUCCAGGACCUGAUGGGUUCUCAGCUAUGCACUACAAAACUUUUCAGGAAAUCAUAGUACUCCUGCUGAAGAAGUGAUGGAUAGAGCUUUAAAAGGUGAAAAUAUUCCAGUGUCAAGGAAAAAUGUGUUAAUUUUUAAAAAAAUGAUAUUUAUUAAAGUUUCAAAGAAAAAAUUACAUAGAUAAAAAGAAAAGAAAAAGAUAAAAAGAUAAAAAAGAAAAAAUACAAAAUACAAAAUACAGGAAAAAGAUAAAAAACACUUUAAAAAAACCACAUUGAUCUUUCCAUAACUUACACUUCAUUUCCUUACUUCCCUGACUUCCUCACACCUCCCUUUUUUGUAUUCCAGUUCUAUUAGUUUAUUCAGCAAUUCCUUUCCCUCUUUGUUUUUGUCUUAAUCCUUUAACUUAAUAUAUUAUAACUUUAGAUUCUCAUCUGUUAACAAUCCGUUUUUACAUACACCUUUAACAUUGCUGCUAAGACCACUUGAUUUCAUUCUGAUAUCAUUCUAACAUUCAGGAAAAAUGUGUUUAUAACACUAAUCCCAAAACAAGAUUUGGCUAUACCUCACCCAAAAAACUUUAGGCCUAUCUCUUUAUUAAACAAUUAUUAUAAAUAAACUUGUAUUAUACUAUAAUCCUGGCCCAAAGGCUGAGAGAAAUAUUGAAGAUACACAAAGAUCAAACAGGCUUUUUAUCUGGCAGACGGAUGAGGAGGAAUGACAAAGAGGCAGUAUUACUAUUCCUGGAUACAGAGAAGGUGUUCAGUAACAUUUCAUGGAUGUUUAUAGAGAAGGUUUUAGAAACAUGGACUUUGGGGGGGGGAUGGAAUUAAAGCAAUUUAUCACAAACAAAGAGCAAACAUACUUAUUAAUGGCAAAGUAAUGGAAGAAUGUAGUAUACAGAAAGGGACAAAACAGGGCUGUCCGUUGUCCCCACUGUUAAUUCAUCUUGCCAAGAAAAUUCGUAGCGAUUCGAGCAGGACAACGAAAUUACAAACUUCAAACAUUUGUGGACGACAUAGUUUUGACACUGGAAAAUCCUUUGAAGAGCGUCCCAAAAGCUUUAGAAGUUAUAACAAAAUUUGGAAAUCGUGCCAGAUUCCAUAUUAAUAAGGAAAAAACCAAAACGAAAAGCUUGUUCCUAUACGCAACAGCAGUUGCAAGAAUAGUUUAUGCAAAAAGUUGGAAAAAGGCUAUCCGACAAGAGACUGCUAGUUACAUAAAUUAAUAGAAUUUGCUGAACUAGCGAGCGUGACAACUAAGAUAAGGACUAUAGAUGGAAAGAUAGAUAUGUUGAGUAUUUAAAACAAAGCAGUAUUAAAGUUAAUUUGCAAGUCGGGUUGAGUUUGUGAUCAGCAGCUGACAAAAUAAGUAAUCAUGAAGGGAAGGGAAAAAGGAUGGAGGUGCAAAGGAGAUUCAAUGAUAUCAAUGAAAGAGAGGUUGGAAUGGUAGGAUGGAAACUGUAUAAUAUAAACUGAAAAAUGAACAAUACUUUAAAAAAUGCCUCUGACUAAUGUUGCCCUGUUUGCCAGUUUCAGCCUUCCCUAGGGCAGGGCGGGUCUCACCCCUCUGUGACCCGGCUGGGGGGUGGAAGUGCCUCCAGGGCUGCAGGACGAAGAGAGCGGGGGCCACUGGCCGCUUCGAUGGAGACACUGCUCCUGGUCAGCUCUUCAUGCUCCCCGUGGUUUGGGACCCCGUUCCCUGGAGACCCCAAGCCUGAGGCUGGGCCCCUUUCUGCCCUUGACGGGAGGGCAGUGAGGGCCAGCGAGGGGCAGGGACCGGCUCCCCUGCCCCCAGGAAGCCGCUGCUUCAUUCCAUCCCCCUUUUACCUGAGUCUCAGCUGGGCCUCUCUUCCUGCUGCUUAAUGCCGCUUGCUGUUCUCUUCAUUCAUUGGCCUUUUUCUUGUUUUAACAGCUUCUUAUUUUACUGGUUGCUUUUGCCUGGGACGGGUCAGUACCCUAAAGGGCAGGAUAAUUAUGAUUUUAAAUAAACCUGCAUUGCAGGAUUGGACUAGGGGACUUGUGAGGUCCCUUCCAACUCUACAAUUCUAUGAUAUCAAUGGGGUCCUCAAUGGUUGCCUUCCCCCUCCCCUCCCCUGUGCCCCCCUCAGGUUUGGGAGCAAAGAGGAGUACAUGGCCUUCAUGAACGAGUUCCUGGAGCUGGAGUGGUCCAGCAUGCAGCAGUUCCUGUACGAGAUCUCCAACUUGGACACCCUCACCAACAGCACCAGCUUUGAGGGCUACAUCGACCUGGGCCGGGAGCUCUCCACCCUCCACGCCCUCCUCUGGGAGGUCAUGCCUCAGCUCAGCAAGGUGCUGGCCCGCCCAGGGUGGGGGAGGGGGAUGCGGGGCCCGCGGCUUCUCCUCCCCCCCUGACCCCCGGCCCGCCUCUCUUCCCCGCCAGGAAGCCCUCAUCAAGCUGGGCCCCCUGCCCCGCCUCCUCAACGACAUCAGCCUCGCUCUCAGGAACCCCCACAUCCAGCGCCAGCCCAGCCACCAGGGCGAGCGACUCCAGGCCAAGCCCGUCAUCCUCCGGGGACCCUCCAGCGACAUACAGUCCACCUACAUGAUGCGGGACCUCAACAGGUCAGGCCGGCGGCACGGGGGCGGAGGGAGGGGGUUGCCAGGGACCCCCGGCCGACACGGCUCUUCUGAGCCUGCUCUGCAUUUGCGCAGAAUGGGAAUGGGCCCUGCGGGUCGGGGUGCAGGAGGGACCUGGAAAGCUCCCCCCCUUGCGGGUCUCUAGCCUGACUUUCCCUCUUCCCCCACAGCUCUGUCGACAUGCAGCCUUACAUGAUGCGAGGCAUGAACAGGUGAGUCUGGCCAGGACCCAAGAGGAAGGCGGGCUGUGCUGGGCCGAGUGCGAGGGGGCUUCUCUCCCUGGGAGGUGGCCAGUCCACCCUUGGCAGGCUGCUCCUCCCCUUUGUGACUGGCUGUGCCCCCUUCGGGGCUCCUGACCCGCCCUCUAGGCAGGCAGGGGCAGGGGGCACUCCCCAGGGCAGUGGGGCUGCUGCUGCCACCGCCGCUGCCCCCUUACCUGCAGAGGGGCCUCAUCCGGCCAACCCCCCUUGCUCUCUCCCCCCUGCAGCUCCAUGGACAUGACCCGCCUGCCGUCGCCCACCAAGGGCGAGAAGGGGGGCUCCAAGGACAUGUUCUUUGUGGCCCGCCCCCCGCUGGCCCGCUCCUCCCCGGCCUACUGCACCAGCAGCUCCGACAUCACCGAGCCUGACCAGAAGGUGCUGAGCGUCAACAAGAGCGUCUCCAUGCUGGACCUCCAGGACAGCCGCAUGAACAGCAUCUCCAACCUCCACAGCGCGGGCGACGUGCUCAACAGCAGCCAGGCCUCCAUCACCGCCGGGCUGGGCCUGCGCCACAGCCGCCUCUCGCAGGGCAGCGGCUCCAGCAUCGCCGCCGGCCUGCGCCUCAGCCAGAUGGGGGUCACCGCCGAUGGGGGCGGCGGGGGCACCUCCUCCUCGGCGGCCCAGCAGCUCAGGAUCCCCCUCUCCUUCCAGAACCCCCUCUUCCACAUGGCCUCCGACGGGCCGGCCGGCGGCCCCCUCCACAGCCACGCCCACCCGCACCGGCCGGCGGAGGGCAACCCAGACGCCUUCGCCCCCUUCCACGGCUACAGCAAGAGCGAAGACCUCUCGGCCAGCAAGCACAUCAUCCACAGCCACAGCUACAGCGACGAGUUCACGCGCCAGGGCUCCGAGUUCACCAAGCGCCAGCUCUCCCUGCAGGAGAACCUGCAGAACAUGCUCUCGCCCCCCCAGAUCACCAUCGGGCCCCAGCCCCAGCGCACAGCCCCGCCCCAGCCCCAGCCCCAGCUGCAGCGGGGCAAGUCCCAACAGCUGACCGUCUCCUCCGCCCAGAAGCCCCGGCCCUCCAGCGGGAACCUCCUGCAGCCCGAGCCCACCUACGGCCAGGCGCGCCCCCGCCAGCAGUCCGUCAGCAAGGAAACCCCCUCCGCCCUCAAGCCAUCCAUCACCAAGCAGGUGAGCAGGGCAGCAGAAGCAGCCUCCCUUGGAAACACGCCCCCCACCCCGGCCCCUCUUCCCAGGCUUGAAAGGCCAGCUGCCGCAGGUGGAAUCUAGUGGAUCAGAGGUAGUGGACAAGGUGCGGCCUCGAGCCAGAGGCCCUUUUAAAAGUGUGCAGUUCUUCGUUACUCUGGUUUAUUAGAUUGAUAUGCUGACCUCAGGGCGAGUCACAAGAUUUAUUACUCUUGCAUGCCUUUCUUCUCCAGGGAGCCCCAGAAUGCAGGCCUGCUUCUCCCUCCCCAUUUCCCCCUCCCAACAACCCUGUGAGGCAGGCGGGGCUGAGAGCCGCUCCCUGUCCCAAGGCCCCCAUUGAGCUUCGUGGCGGAGCGGGGAUUUGGACCGAGGUCUCUCCCAGGUCCUACCCUGACAAGUCCUCUUCUGCGUGUCUCUGGUUUGCCUUUCCUGUUAUUCUGUGUGAUAGUAGUCAUAAGAAGAAGAAGGUUGGGGGAUCCCUUUCCCCUUGGGUCUUAAAACUUGGGUGUUUUGUCUUUCCUUUCUCCUGGCCCCGCGUGCCAGCACAAGGCUUUCUCUCGAGAUGCCAUGAGCUGGCAAUAUUGGUGAUGAGGGGAGGAUGGCGCGGAUCACAGCCUUGCGUCAGUCUCUGCAUGAGAGAGGAAAGAGGCCAUUCCAAUCAAGGCAGAAAGGCUCCUGCAGAGUUCAGGGCUUGCCACGAGGGCCGGUCUCCUUGCCAGGAAGCAGGAUCUCCGUAAGAGAUCAGCCGGUGCGGUCAUUGUCUUUUUCGUUCGCUUUCAGCGGGAGAGAAGUCUGCUUUCAGCCCCUAGGACAGCGAGAUCAUACAGGAUCUCAAGAUUUUUUAAGUUGUAUUUUGCUUCACCUGUAAUGCACUGUGAUCACUCCCAUCUGUCUUGGGAGACAAGGGAGGAGUGCGCCUUUGGAACUGAAGUCAAACGGUUGGAAGUUUGCAGUGCCUGCUGUGGCUGCAGAAACCGAUAGGGGAGAGACAUGUUCAGUUGCAGCUGGGGCAGAUGAAGGCAUCCAGCUAUGCUUCUGCACAUGCACCAUGGCAUUUAUUCUCUCUGUGCUCCUCGCAGCGGUCAUUCCUCCUCUGGUUACGGCUGUCGGUCUCCUGGCACUGCAGUCGUGUUGCCAGCCUUCAUCUCACAUUUACAGACAUCUUUGUACUUACAGUAGGCAUAGGUAUGAUAGUCAGUUUGGGUCUUAAAGCCAUUAGGAGAGGGAGCCCACAGAUUUCCUUGAAAUGGGUUCUCCUAAAUUCUCCCAGGAGUUUUUCUCCCAUUUCUGCCACUGCUGCUGCCAGGAGCUUCAGAGGAGGAGUUGGCAUCUGCCCCUGUUUGCAAAAGCUGGCCAGAUUUUGCAGCUUCCUGGGCACGCGCCUCUUAUCCCCAUCUCUGGCUGCAGGUGCCCAGUCUCCUCGUGCUUUUCCCACAAGCUUUCGGUGAAGUUUGGGAGGAUGAGUGGAGUUUCUCUCCAGUAGGUUUGAGGUGGUCCAGCGUUCCUUUGCUCCUGCCUUGGUAUAUAAAAUUUACAUACUUCUCGACUGUAGGAAAACCAUAAAAUUGUCACUGAAAAAAUUUGCAACUGUCGAUUUGGAACGGAUUAGGUCCCUUUGCCCAGAGUCUGUCAGCUGGAACACAGAUUUGGGGAGCUGGUGUUAAUCUCUGAAAGACUGUAUUUGCUCCCACGAACCCGCCUGGGUUUUGAGAUCUCCCAGCAAGGCCCUUUUGUUGCCUUGCCACCCUGCCUGGCACCCUUGGGGGGGAGGCGGGACAGGGCCUUCUUGGUGGUGGCUGCUCCCAGGCACCUUGGGAACACCUGGCCUAGGGAGGCCAGGCAGGCUCCCUCCUUGUCCCUCCAUCCCAAAAGGCUUUGGGGAACUGGCCACUCUUCAUGAAAAGGACUGGUGCCCUGCGGUUUUUAUUGUAAUUAUCUGUAUGCUUUAAACAGAUUUUAGGUACACAUACAGUAGGCCUGGAAAGGGAGCGGGUGGCGCUGUGGGUAAAACCUCAGCGCCUAGGACUUAGAAUCAUAGAAUCAUAGAGUUGGAAGAGACCACAAGGGCCAUCGAGUCCAACGCCCUGCCAAGCAGGAAACCCCAUCAGAGCACUCCUGACAUAUGGUUGUCAAGCCUCUGCUUAAAGACCUCCAAAGAAGGAGACUCCACCACACUCCUUGGCAGCAAAUUCCACUGUCAAACAGCUCUUACUGUCAGGAAGGUCUUCCUAAUGUUUAGGUGGAAUCUUCUUUCUUGUAGUUUGGAUCCAUUGCUCCGUGUCCGCUUCCCUGGAGCAGCAGAAAACAACCUUUCUCCUUCCUCUAUGUGACAUCCUUUUAUAUAUUUGAACAUGGCUAUCAUAUCACCCCUUAACCUCCUCUUCUCCAGGCUAAACAUGCCCAGCUCCCUUAGCCGUUCCUCAUAAGGCAUCGUUUCCAGGCCUUUGACCAUUUUGGUUGCCCUCCUCUGGACACGUUCCAGUUUGUCAGUGUCCUUCUUGAAUUGUGGUGCCCAGAACUGGACACAGUACUCCAGGUGAGGUCUGACCAGAGCAGAAUACAGUGGCACUAUUACUUCCCUUGAUCUAGAUGCUAUACUCCUAUUGAUGCAGCCCAGAAUUGCAUUGGCUUUUUUAGCUGCCGCGUCACACUGUUGGCUCAUGUCAAGUUUGUGGUCAACCAAGACUCCUAGAUCCUUUUCACAUGUACUGCUCUCAAGCCAGGUGUCACCCAUCUUGUAUUUGUGCCUCUCAUUUUUUUUGCCCAAGUGCAACACUUUACAUUUCUCCCUGUUAAAAUUCAUCUUGUUUGUUUUGGCCCAGUUCUCUAAUCUGUCAAGGUCAUUUUGAAGUGUGAUCCUGUCCUCUGGGGUGUUAGCCACCCCUCCCAGUUUGGUGUCAUCUGCAAAUUUGAUCAGGAUGCCCUUGAGUCCAUCAUCCAAGUCAUUGAUAAAAAUGUUGAAUAAGACCGGGCCCAAGACAGAACCCUGUGGCACCCCACUAGUCACUCUUCUCUAGGAUGAAGAGGAACCAUUGAUGAGCACCCUUUGGGUUCGGUCAGUCAGCCAGUUACAAAUCCACUGAGUGGUAGCAUAGUCAAGACCGCAUUUUACCAGCUUCUUUACAAGAAUAUCAUGGGGCACCUUGUCAAAUGCCUUGCUGAAAUCAAGGUAGGCUACAUCCACUGCGUUCCCUUCAUCUACCAGGCUUGUAAUUCUGUCAAAAACGAGAUCAGGUUAGUCUGACAUGACUUAUUUUUCAGAAAUCCAUGCUGACUAUUGGUGAUCACAGCAUUCCUUUCUAGGUGCUCACAGACUGUUUGCUUAAUGAUCUGCUCCAGAAUCUUCCUGGUAUUGAUGUCAGACUGACUGGGCGGUAAUUAUUUGGGUCCUCUCUUUUUCCCUUUUUGAAAAUAGGGACAACAUUUGCCCUCCUCCAGUCUGCCGGGACUUCGCCUGUUCUCCAGGAAUUCUCAAAGAUGACUGCCAGUGGUUCUGAGAUCACAUCUGCCAGUUCUUUUAAUACUCUUGGAUGCAGUUCAUCUGGCCCUGGAGACUUGAAUACAUCUAAACUAGCCAAGUAUUCUUGUACUAUCUCCUUAGUUAUUCUGGGCUGUGUUUCCUUUGCUGAAUCAUUUGCUCGCAUGGUCGGCGGUUCGAAUCCCCGCAGUGGGGUGCGCUCCCGUCGUUUGGUCCCAGUGCCUGCCAACCUAGCAGUUUGAAAGCACCCCCGGGUGCAAGUAGAUAAAUAGGGACCGCUUACCAGCGGGAAGGUAAACGGCAUUCCGUGUGCUGCGCUGGCUCGCCAGAUGCAGCUUGUCACGCUGGCCACAUGACCCGGAAGUGUCUUCGGACAGCGCUGGCUCCUGGCCUCUAGAGUGAGAUGAGCGCACAACCCUAGAGUCUGGCAAGACUGGCCCGUACGGGCAGGGGUACCUUUACCUUUACCUUUUACAGUAGGCCUGAGCGAUAUAUUGAUGUUUGGUUGGUGAAAACCCAACAUUGCCCAGCCCUAGCAUACAGUCUUAAUUCUAUUAAUUGCUUUUUUAUCAUUGUUUUUUUCUAUUUUUAUUUGUAAGCCACCUUGAGUCCCAUCAGGGGGAAAUGGUGGGGAAUAAACAAAUAAAUAUAUAAUAAUACAUUUAUUUUAUGUAUUAUUAUGUAUGUGUCAGCGGAAGUGUGUCGCAUCAUCUCUGCAUUCUGUAUGGCGGAUAGUGGCUUUUCUGACUUUUACGUUUGGGGGUCCCAGAGGGGCUCCCCCAAACCUUAUCUGUGUCAGUUUCCUCCUGCUUCAGUAGCUUUAUUUGGUAUUAGCAUUUUAUUGAAAAGUUAUCAAUUAUUUGAAAAAUAAAAUGUUGCGAAGAAAAGGCGAAAAAAAGAACAAAUAAAUAGGCAUAAAAUUGUGUAAAGAAAAAAAGUAUAUAUGAAAAAUACCUUCAUUCAUUCUUUUUCUUUUUCCCCCUUUUUUAUUUCAAAACCAAAAAAAUUUACAAACAUCAAAUUCAAAAUCCAUAUUCAUUUUCUAACAUAAGCCUAUUACAUAGAUUAUCUAAAUUAAUAUAUAUAUAUAUAUUAUUUUAUUUUGUACCCUCAUUCAUUCUUAUAGGAUACCAUGCAUAGUAUAGGAUAAUAAUUAGCCAACUACAUUUUGUAUAAACGCAUUCCAAAUAUUGCCAUAUUUUUGGUUCCUCAGAAACUUGACUCAGAAACGUAAGGGGCGAGAUGUCUAGUGAGGAAUCUAAUGAGUUUCAGAAUUGUUUCUUUGAAUAAAAUAGGAAAGAAUAAAAGUAAAAAAGUGGAAAUAUAUAUAUAUAUAUAUAUAUAUAUAUAUAUAUAUAUAUAAAAUUGUCCAGUAGCACCUUAGAGACCCACUAAGUUUGUUACUGGUAUAAGCCUUUGUGUGCAUGUGCACUUCUUCAGAUACACACGAAAGCUUAUACCAAGAACAAACUUAGUUGGUCUCUCAGGGGCUACUGGACAAUUUUUUAUUUUUUAUUUUUUUAUAUAUUUCAGCUGUGUCAGACCAACACGGCUACCUACCUGGCAGUCAAAAGUGUUGAGCUGAGACAUCUUUCUCCUCAGAAGAGGCAGGAAGGCGGGCAGAGACGUGGGCGCCCUUCUCUCGCCCAGGCCUUUUCCCUCCCCAGGGGGGCUCAAAAUGUCUCCCUGCUGAAAGCGGCCUCUCCCUCUCCCACCGGCAGGAGGAUUCAGAAGGCAUGAGAGGAAACCUCGGAGCGGCUCAGGACAAGAAGGUCCUUCUCAGUCGCCUCCAUGCAGAACGAAAGAGAGGAACGUUUCCCUCACGAGUCCGAGAGGAGGGCUGGGGGGGCAAGGGGGUGUGUGUCAAAAUUCAAGGAUAGUAUUCAAUCAAUCAAUCAAUCAAUCAAUCAAUCUUUUAUUGGUACCCUGCCCUCCCCAUCCAGAGCUGGGCUCAGAGCAGCUAACAUCAUAUAAGUAAUACAACAUGCAUAAAAACAAGCAAUCAAUUGAUUAAAAUGCAUACACACACACACACACACACACACACACACACACAGAGUGAGGGGGGAAAGUAUUUGAUCCCCUGCUAAAUUUGCCCUCUGACAAAUAAAUGACCAGUCCACAAUAUUAAUGGUAGGUUUAUUGUAGCUGUGAGAGACAGAAUAACAACAGGAAAACCCCCAGAAACCCAAAAGACAAAAGUCAGAGAUAGAUGUGCAUUAUAAUGAGUGAAAUCAGCAUUUGAUCCCCUAUCAACCAGCCGGAUGUCAGGCUGCCUGGUAUCUUCACUGUAUGUAACAAGCUGAGAUUAGAAGAAAAAAAUUCACCACUGUGCAAGCAGAUUUUUAUUCUGAAAGUGUGGCCCAGAAAAGCAUCCCUCUCCAGAGGAUGGAUUGGAACUGGCCUCCUGCAAAAACAACAGGAGGGAAUUGUCUUUUUUCUCGUAUUGUGGAGCGUCUCCUAUAGCUAUGGAAAAGGAAUAGUUUCUUCUCUUUUCUCUCAGUAUUCAAUUCAUUGGCCCCUGAAAUUCGCUCCACAGAGUCCAGUUUUCGGUGAGGAAUUGCGUAGCGAGCCCACAAUUUCCGCUCGCAUAGCAAAUAAACAAAUCCCACUGAUUCUUGUGGGGAAAUGUCUGCCGUGUUCCUGACCACGGACUCUGUGGUGCGUCUAGGGAGGUUUCGGUACUAAAGCCUCAUGUUCGGAUAACUGAAUUUUUGCUUGGUGAAUAUUCGUAAAGUGGGACCUGUGUCCAUAAUACCUUUUCUUUCCCCCCUCUUUUUGAUAACAAUUUAUUGACUUCCCAAAACUAACAGAACAACAACAAAAAAAGAAAAGAAAAAAUCAUAAACGGAUUAAGCCAUCAUUUUUUGGUCGACUUUAGUUCCAUUAUAAUAUACUUGUUUCUGCACAUCCAUAAAAUCGUAUAUACUUAACAAUCCAAUUUUAAAACCUUCUUCAUCUUAUUACAAGUGACUUUUACAAGUUAUACUAAUGUAAAAAUCUGUACGCAAAGCUUUAAAAUUAUGCAUUGAACAAUUGCCCAUUUUUGUAAUAAUUUGUCCUGCAUAGUUCAGUAAUUUGUCAAUCUUCUUCUUUAUCUUCUUUGGCCGAGGCUUCUUCCUUUCAUAGGUGCUGACUGUUCUUGGCCUGGCAUGCAGCCCCACAAAUCGGAACAAAGUAUUUCGCUCAAACAGUCCAUCAAGUCCUGUACCUCUCAAUAGCAUAACUUCAAAUUUUUUUAACAACAAUCAUUUCCCACAUUUUCUUCAAAUCUUUAUAUUUCUUUUCCCAGGCCAUUUUGAUAAUUUUGCAUUGCCACCACAUAAGGUAGCGUCUUAAACCUUCUGCCCUCCCUGUUUGAUUCUUCUCUAACAUAGUUAAAGCCUCCCGAAUCAUUUCAGAUGAGGUACCAUCUUUGUCAGUCAGGUAGUUUGAGGAUGGAGGUCCUGGUGACCAUUGGGCAUGUUCUUUCUCUGACCAGGGCUCCGUCUUUUUUUUGGGGGGGAGGUGUAUAAUAGCUCCAUUCUGGCCCAGGAGACUGUGUUUUCCAGAUCUGUUGAAUCUAUCAAUGUGGGAACCCUGGACGCCGCCCCUUCUCCCAGACCAUCUCAGUCAGGAUCCAGCCUUCCAUCUUCAGGCAGACGUCUUCCACCUGACUGCUUAGAGGCUGAAAGGAUCUGUGGAUUUGUAGCUCGUUGACUGGCUGAACACAAAGAGCGCUCAUUAAUGGUUCCUCGUCCUCCUGGGGAAAAGUGACCAGUGGGGUGCCUUAGGGUGCUGUCCUGGGCCUGUUGUUCAACGUCUUUAUAAAUGACUUGGAAGAAGGAACUGAGGGGAUGCUCAUCCCAUUUGCAGAUGACACCACAUUGGGAAGGGUAGCUAAUGCCACAGAAGACGGAUUUGGGAUUCAAGAUGACCUUAACAGAUUGGAGAACUGGGCCCAAACUAACAGAACGAAUUUCAAUAGGGACAAAUGUCAGGUUCUGCGUGUAGGCAGGAAGAACCAGAUGCACAAAUAUUGGAUGAAGGACACCUGGCUCACUAGCAGUACAUGUGAAAAGGAUCUAGAGGUCUUGGUGGAUCACAGUGUGAUGCAGCAAAAAAAAAGCUAAUGCUCUUCUAGGCUGCAUCAGCAGAAGUCCAGUGUCCACAUCAAGGGAAGUCAUAGUCCCACUCUAUUCUGCUUUAGGCAGACCAAUACUGUGUCCAAAUCUGGGCGCCACAAUUUAAGAAGGAUGUUGAGAAGCUGGAAUGUGAGCACAGAAGGGCAACCAAGAUGAUCAAGGGUCUCUAAGAAGCCAAGCCUUAGGAGGAACAGUUGAAGGACUUGGGUAUGUUUAGCCUGGAGAAGAGGAGGCUGAGAGGAGAUAGGAGAGCCAUCUUCAAACAUCUGAAGGGCUGAACCAUGGUAGAGGGAGCAAGCUUGUUUUCUCCUUCUCUGGAGGGUGGGCCUUGAACCAGUGGCUUCAAGUUACAGGAAAGGAGAUUCCAACUCAACAUCUGGAAGAGCUUUCUGACAGUGGAAGGGGCUCCCAGGAGAGGUGGUGGACUCUCCUUCCUUGGAGGUUUCUUAGCAAAGGUUGGACGGCCAUUUGCAGGACUUUCUCUUGGAUGUUCCUCAUACAUUUGUGAAUCCGUAUUAAGUAAAAGGUUUUCCCUCAGCUGACACUUAUUGUGAACUUGCCCCACCUCCGUUUCUUCCUCUGCAUUCUCUUAGUCUUACAGAGUGCGGAUUCACAGGGUUUUGAACGGAGGUGUAAAUGUGGAGGUGUUCCUAAUGUCUGUGUCUGCUGUGGCAGCAUGUUUUGUACUGGGCACGGUCACCGUGGCUGUUUCUCGUCCAGUGGGGUCGAGGGGUCAUUCUUAGCUCUGCCAGUUAGAUCUGGAGGGCAGGCUGGAUCCACCCCCUGAAAGAGGAGGCAAAAGGCUUGAGGGGCCCUGUCAGUCCGGGGGAAGAGGCUGAAUGUUCUGCAGUCCACUCUUUGCAUGGACAGGCCCAAUUCCCACCAUCACUUUGCUCAGAGAGUUGCUUCCAAGCUUCAGGGGUCCAUGGACUCUCAGAGGAGAACAGGGGUGUGCAACACAGCAGAGAUGAGAGCGAUGGGGCCUGGUGGAAGGGGGGUUGGAGGCCCAACUGACUUGCUCCCCCCCCCCGGUGCCCCUUCUGCCCCUGCAGCAAUCGCACACGCCUUCAACGCUGAACCCCGUCAUGCCGGCCUCCGAGAGGACAGUCGCCUGGGUCUCCAACAUGCCCCACCUCUCGGCGGACAUUGAGAGCUCCCACAUUGAGCGGGAGGAGUACAAGCUGAAGGAGUACUCCAAGUCCAUGGACGAGAGUCGGCUGGACCGGGUAACUGGGGCACGUUUGGGGCGGAGUGGCCUGUGUGGGCUCCGUGGGGCUGGUGGCGGGGCGGCUUCCGGGCUCGGUUGCAAGACAGCUCCCUCCCUCGCCCUGGUGCAGGUGAAAGAGUACGAGGAGGAGAUCCACUCGCUGAAGGAGCGGCUGCACAUGUCCAACCGGAAGCUGGAGGAGUACGAGCGGCGCCUGCUGACCCAGGAGGAGCAGACCAGCAAGAUCCUCCAGCAGUACCAGCAGCGGCUGGAGCAGAGCGAGAAGCGCCUCCGGCAGCAGCAGGUGGAGAAGGACUCCCAGAUCAAGAGCAUCAUCGGCAGGUGAGCUGCAGGUCGGAGCCGCGGGAGGGGAGGGGGAGGCCCCGGGGGGAGGGGGCAGCAGGCAGGGGUCCCCCCAGCUGGGCAGGGGAUCCCCCAGGAGGAGAGGCCCCUGGCGGGGAGGGGCCUGGGGCAGGGGGGCUCCCGCCGGGCGGCCGCUCCCCGGGCCGCCAUGGGAGCCCCCCUUUCCCGCAGCUGCUGGCGGCCCCGGCUCCCGCCGCCUGCCUGCUGGGUGGGGGGGCCCGGAUUGACUCCAGUGAAGCCUGUCCCUGCAGGUUGAUGCUGGUGGAGGAGGAGCUGCGCAGGGAUCACUCGGCCGCCCUCGACGCCUCCGAAACGCGGAAGCGGCUGCUCGACGCUCAGGUGGAAAUUACAAUGUCAUUGUUCUAGCCCAUGUCUCCAUCGCCAUCCCUGUCUGCGUCUCCCCGCCCGCCCGCCCUCCCUCCGUCCUCUGCUCACCUCACCCCUGGGCAUGCCGCCCCCACCCUGCCGCCGCCUGAGUCCGCUUCUGCCUCUCCCCCCUUCUGCAUGGCGGGAGGGGGCUGGGCCUGGGCAGGGAAGGAGGGAGGGAGGGAGGCUCCCCGUCUGCUGACACCUGGCCCCACACACUGGGUAGGGGGACGGGGUUCAGAGUCCCUUUGCCUGGCCCUGCCCAAGUGUGGGUCAGAAGAGGGGCGCUGAGCUGCAGGGGGUGCCAGAAGGUGAGGGGGGAGGGGAGGGGCUGUCUUCCUGCCGGCUGGGCCUUUUCUGGCCUGGGAUGCCCUCGGUCCCGGGCGCUCCCCCUCUGCCAAGCAGGAGUUCCUCCAGCCGGAGGGUCUGUGUUCAGUUCUGGGGGGGCCCUGGGGGUGGAUGGAGUGCCUGCAAUGGAAAGUGAGACCCUCCCCAGAGCAUCAGGGGGCUUGCUGUCUGCAUGGCAGGUGCCCGAAGAGCCAGGUGGGGCCCAGGGCCAGAGUCUCUGCCCUCUGAAACCCAUCUCCUGUGGGGCUGGUGACCUGGGGAACCAUCCAUAAGGCUCUUCUUACAGCCCGGUGUUUGGCCUGGCUGGGGGGCACACAGGGUCUCCCCACGGCGCACAGGAGCCCUUCCCCCUCCAGCCCCUCGUCCGCCUCCUUGGCAUUGGAAAGAGAUGGACGGGGGGCUGUGGGAGAUGCCCACCUGCCCCUUCUCCUUGCCCUGCCCAGGCCCUCCCCUCCCCACCCUGCCCCACAGCUGCUGGGGGGUCCCUGACCCAAUCACUGUGUUUUCUCCGUUUCAUCCUAGCUGUUCACCAGGUAACUCUGUAUGACUCAGCUUUUCUCACAUGGAGGGAUCGGGGGGACACCCGCCACUCAGUAGCCGACCAGGUGGGUCCCGUACACGCCCCUUGCCCCUCUCCAGCCCCCCGUAAGGAGUAGACCCUCUCUUCCUCCUCCCUCCCUCUCCCCUGCCUUUCCUCUUCCUGAUCCUCCUUUAUGUCCCUAUAGGUGUGGGGGUGACCCUCUAGGGGGACCCCACUGGGUGCCCACCUGUAGGAGGACAGCCUCAUUCUGGGUUCUUGUUUUUUUGGGGGGGAAGGAGGUCCUCAAGUCAAAAGCUUGGCAGUGGGUACCUGCUGCCCUUGGGGGGAGGGGGAGGGGUGGGGUGCCCUCCCCCCUGAACAUCAGUUGGAGGGAGGGGGCGGUUCUGUCCACUUGCAGCAGGAGCAGCCUCUUGGACACCCACCUCCCCCUCCCCCUAGGGAGGCCGGAAGCACCACAGGGGCACCCAGGGCCUUUUCAGCCCCCCAACCCAUGCUGCCCGCCCCAGCGUGACCCCAGGCCCCCCGCCUCCCGCACUGCUGCCCCGCCCCCCGUUUGUCUUGUGUCUGUCCGCACCACAUUCCACUGGACACCCAGCACUGUCUGUUCCCGGGCGGGAGGGGAUUGUGCAUGUGCCUGGAGGGGGGCGGGCAGGGUCCUGUGUGCAUGGGGGGAGGGUGUGGGAGGACCCCCCUCCACCGGUCUGGCAAGGAGGUGGCCAGACGCUCCCAGGCACAGGGGGGGCCGGGCGAGUGGUGGUGGACAGCUGGCCCAAGAGGUUAGUGCCAGCCAGGGGGGCGGGAGUGGCGGCAUGUGGGGCUGGGGUGUGUGAGGCACUGUCCCUGGUGAACCCGGUGCCCGACUGCUGCCCUCCUACACGGUUUAGUGGGGGCGAGCAUGCCAGUGGCCAUGUGGGGGGAGCCCUCCUGAUGACACUCCACCCCUUAGAGAGGGAGCCCCAGGAUGGGUGAGGGGGCACCUUUGGGGUCACCAGGGAGGGUGAUAACGGCCUCAUUCCUCCCUGGGCUCAGCAUAAUCAGGGGCAGUCCUGCCCAGCUUCCUCCCCCCUUGUAGGUGGUUCAAAGGUGGUGGGGGCACUCAUCCUGCACAAGGGUCUGGCCUGGGAAGAUGUGAAAGGAAUUGUGGGAUCUGCAGAAGGGGGGGGAUUCCUGGGUGCUUCCAAAAGGCCUGUCCUGCUCCCCUCCGUUUGCCACAACUGGGUGUCCCCACAGCUCCCUCCCUUUUGCCCCUCUUGGGGGGCUAUGGGGUUGCCCUUGAGCCUCCUGGCUCUCCUUCCUGGCCUGCCCCCCCGGUCAAUCCCUGUCAAGUGUUCUUGGAAGGGGCGAAGGCAGAGGGCAUUCCCUCGCUAGCCUGUAUCUCCCAUGUGGGUGCCUCCUCUCCCCCUCCUCCUGCUUGGGAGGGAGGCCUCAAGUUCUGCCCCACUCAGCCCAGCCUGGGGCCCCCAGGGUGGGCUUGAAGCUCGGGGUCCGCAGAGGAAGAUCCUUCUCUUUCUGAGGGGUGUGCCGUAGUCAUGGAUUACAGUGGACGUGUCCACGUCUGGGCCUCCUCUCGGGGUCCCUGGAGCAGGGAGGACAGUUGCACCCCCAACGCAGCCACGAAGGGGGGCAUCAGAGUGGGGGGAAGGCCUGCUGCAGCCGAGGGGCCUGCACCCACAAUGCUCAGGAAGGCCUGUUCUCCGGAAGCACCCUGGGAGUGGCUGGGCUGGGGGGUGAGCAGUUCCCCGUGGGAGGAAGGAAGGGGGCAGGAUGGAGGCCUCUGGGAAAGCAGGGGGAUUCCUGAGACCCAAACGGGGCCUAUCCUGCUGGGGGGCUCAGGGCAGGGCCAGGAAAGGGCGUCUCCACCCAGCGGGGGUUGCUAUGGGGAGCUGAAAGAAGGGGCCGAGCCAAGGACACAGCCCAGCCUCAGGCGCUCAGCUCCUGCCGGGGGCCACUUGUGGGCACGGGGGGGCUGCAGUCCUGCCGUCCUUGUGGGGACGCCUGGCUGGCCCCACAGAUCCGCCAUGGGCUGAGCCGGCUCUCAGGCCAAGCCCUGGGAGAGCCACAGGGUGUCCCAGCCAGCCCCAUGGGCCCACAGCUGGAGUCCCAAAGCGGCCCCCAAAUGGGGGGAGGAAGGCCCUUGGACCCCCUUGGGCUGCUGGGGGAGGCCGCUUCUAUUGGCCUCCGUGGGUGGCGCCGCAGAGGGGCCCUAGCGGGAAGGGUGGGGGCUGCCUUGCGAGAGCCAGCACCCCCCAACGUUAAUAAAUAAGUGCCCCCUCUUGCCCCCUCUGUUACAGGAGAGGCAGCUUUCCGCCGUGGGUGCAGCAAACCCGCGUCUGAGCGCCGCUAUGGGGCAGCCCUGGAACGGGAUCCACUCCGGGCAACCGCCUCCGCCCCCGCGACUCCAGAUCACGGAAAAUGGAGAGUUUCGCAACACCGUGUCUGAGCACUAGCGGCCGCCCCCUGCCUCCCCCCACCUCCCCGAGCCGGCGUGGGGUGGGUGGGGCGGGGCGGGGGUCCGGCCCGCCUGCCUCCGGGUGCAGGGAGGGGGCGGGAGCAUUUUCAGGGUGUUUUAUAGCAGGACACAGACGACAAUCUUAACCCCCAUCACACCCUCUCUGACCCCCACCCCUGCCCCACAGAGCACCACCUUCCCCUGCUCUGCCCCCAAACAGAGUGGGGGGUCCUCCCUCCCUCACUCCCCCCAGGUAUUUCUCAGGAGUGGCAUCCCCUUGCUCCCCCCCCCCGCUCCCCCCAUCGCAGCAUUGACCUUCCUCCCCAAGGCAGCAGCCCCAGCAAGGGGGGGAGGGUGCUGUUCCCUCUUGGGCCCCCCUCCCUGGCCUGGGGGGGCAGGAAGUUCGCCCGCAGGGGGGAGGCUGGUCCCGAUUCCCUUGCCACGUGCACUUGCCUCAGCCAGCUGCCAUGACGGGUGGGGCUGCCCCCGCGCCCCCCACCUGCUCAUUCUCUUCUCCAGAGGGGAGGGGAGGGAAGGCUGGGCGGGAAGGGGAGGACCCUCCCAGGCCCCAAAGCUCCGCACUGCCCAGUCCCCCCCAGGCAAGGCUGUGCCUCCCUCUCCCCCCAUUCUGCGCUCUCCAUCCUCUGACAAAGGGCUUUGCCUGCUCUGUACAGUGACCCCCCUCUUGGUUUCUGGAUAUUCUGGAUUCUUUCUCUCUCUCUUUCUCUCUCUUUUCCUCUGUGUUGUGGGGGGCAGCGCAGGGCAGGGCAAGGGGGGGUUGACUCUUUUCUUCUUCCCUUUCCUCCCCCUCCAGGCUCCCACCCCCCAUUUCCGACCGGGGGAGGGGGCCUGACCAACUCUCUCUCUGUCUCUCAAAGAAGCCAUGUUUGACCUGCCCAGCCAGCCCAAAGCGGGGCCCUCAAGAUGGGUGGGGACCCCCUGCCCCCCUGGAGAGAAGCAAAGGGGCGGGGGCCACCCCCACUUGGCGUGGUGCUGCUGCUCUGCUGGCCCCCCUGUCCGUUGCCCGCCUGCCCGUUGUGCUUUUGGUUCCUGAGCUGAGCUGCUGCAGGGUGAGAAGUGUUCGGCACAAGAGUUCGUGGUUGUCGUGGCUGUUUUCUCCCCCCCUCCCCGCUGCGCAUCGCCCCAGCCCCUCUCCCCCAGCCCCGCUUUGAGCCCCUGACCAUUUCCGCCCUCUUUGACCCCCAUAUUUAUUUUGUAAGGACUCUCCUUCCCUCCCCCACCCCUCUUUCUUUCUCCCCCCCCCCCCGGACAAUGACGGUGGCUCAGGCGGGCACCGUAGAUAUUUAUACGUAUUAUUAUGAUGAUGAAUUAUUAUUAUUAUAAUAUAAAGAGAUUGUACAUAUGUGAAGUCCCCGCUGCCUGCUCCCCACGGACUUGCCCCCCCUGGUGUAAUUACCGCGGGAUUUGUACUGUACAUAUGAAGAGCUGCUCCUUCUCUCUCUUUCUCUCUCUCUCUGCCUCCUUCCCCCCCUCUCUCUCUCGAACUCAGAGCCUGUGUACAUAUUUCCUCCCUUUGGAAGGGGGGGUUCAGGUCACUCCGGCCUCCCCAGGCAUCUUCUCUCUUUCUCUCUCAAGCUCUCAAGUUUAUUUUAUGUCAAAUUUAUUUUUUUCUCAUUUUUUCUGGAGUGUGUGGUGAAAACAGACGAAAAUGUUUAAUAAAAAGCAAUUGGUCUUUUAUGC